Molecule: messenger RNA, 49038 nt
Organism: Anopheles gambiae (African malaria mosquito)
Lineage: Eukaryota; Metazoa; Arthropoda; Insecta; Diptera; Culicidae
Gene: Ephrin
Exons: 2
Coding region: 1947-3566 (539 amino acids)
Biological process (GO): ephrin receptor signaling pathway; axon guidance
Cellular component (GO): plasma membrane
Molecular function (GO): ephrin receptor binding
Source: RefSeq, a predicted model, not a curated record
UCGCACGCUCACACGCUCACUUGCAAUCGGAACGUCGCGCCGAACGGUUGUGCGUGCUGUGCCGCGUGUGACGAGUCUAGUAGCUCUACGUGUUGGGAGAGAGUUUCUUUUCCCCCUGGGGUGGGUGGGAGCUUUCACGCACGGGAAAACGAUAACAAUAAGGGAGGAAAAACGGAGGUAGUGAAAUAGUAGCAAAGUGGUGCAAAAAACCUCCCGCAAACAUAGUGAAAAUUUUUCAAAAAUAAGGCCUAAAUUAAAACACAUACACAUACCGUGCCGCGAAACCGUAUGGCAGAAGAGUGCAGGAAGUGCAAGCGAGCGAGCGAGCCGUUCUGUCACAGUGAGUGAGUGGAGUGAGUGAGAGGCAGUGAGAGCCAGUGAAUAAAAAAAAGAAGAAUACACGAAAACGGUGUGUGUGUGCGUGUGUGCGAGUGUGUGUGUGUGUGUGUGCUCCACAGCGAAACAAAACCGAAUAAGAAAAAAAACCGGCCACAGAGGAGAGAAUAAAUUCAGGAAGCGUCGCCGUACGUGUGCGUGUGUGGUGUGUGAAUGUGCGCGCCUGUGAGCAGCCGUUCAGUGUGUGUGCGCGCUUGUGCGUGGAUGGGUGUGCGUGCGUUGUGAGUACAUGUGUGUGCAAGUGUGUGGGCCUUUUGCGUCUCCCGCUGCUGCGGUGCACCAAUACCGCCACCCUUCCUCACCUUUCCCGGUGUGUUGUUACCGGCACACACACACAUUGUGCGUCUCGGAAGAGUUUUUCGAUACACAAAAAGCAGCGAGAAGGAAAUAAAAAAGAGCGUGUGUGAGAGAGAGAGAGAGGGAAAAAGCAAAUCCCAAAUGAAGUGAUAUGGUGCAAAGGAAGCAAAAGAAAAUGGUCGAAAAUAUUUGAGUGGUGUGCCGCGCCGCUGCCCCUUUGCCACUGCCCUGCACGCAUCUCAAUACCCCUAGGGUGAGUGUGUGUGUUUGUGCGCAGCGUACGUGCGAUUGGUGUGCAAGUGUGUGUGUGAGUGCGUGUGUGUACAUGGCAAUACACACAAGCACACAGCGCGAGAAGGAAAAAGGAAGUAGAAAUUACACCGACGGAGAUUAUUAUUACACCGUGCGUGCAAGUGUUGUGCGUGAAUGUGUGUGAGUGUGUGUGCACACGCUAUUGUUUCCACCGGUGUGUGUGGUGUGUGCGCUGUAGAAUGAAGUGAAUGCAAAUUUUGCACACAAAAAGAAAGGAAUAGAAGAUUAAAGCAUUUUGGCAAAAUCGAAUCUCUCGCGCCAAAACGUGUCAUGAAAAUUCAAUUUAUCGUUCCUGCUUCGGCUUCUUCUCCCUGCCCCAACGGCCUUUGAAGCGUGUUGGGUGUUUCUGAGGGUGUGAUUUGUGUGUGCGUGUGUGUGAUUGGCCCGCGCUAUCCAGCGUGAUUCGCUUCUCCAUCGCUUCUUCGGCAGUGCGCGUCGUGUGUUUGUGACAAAACAACGGAAAGCACUCAACAUAAAUCUCCCAAUAGGUCGCGCCGGGUUGGUUUUUGGCCUGUUGUUGGCCUUGGAAAGAAGAGAAGAUUGCGAUAAACACACAUAACACACAGCUGAAAGCCACUGAGAUCCCCAUCAGUCUGCGGUCCAUCGUUAGGAUCCCCCUUACCCGAGCUGGAAGUGCGUUUGACAUUUUCGGAUUAUUCUGUGCAGUGUGCGUGUUUGAUUCGCCGUGCAGAAUGCUGCAAACUUUUUGAUCUGCAGCAGUGUGUGAUGCGAGCCUUUCGUGCGUUGCGAUAGAUAAACAAACCCGAAUCGAGAUGACGACAGCUGGGUCAUUCUGUUGAGCGCUCGCCUGCUGUGAGAUCGUGUGUGCGAUCGUGUGUAGUGACAGCAGUCUAGGCAACAACACAGCCUUUGAGAACACACUUCAUUUCGAAGCAAAAUUAGUGAGCGUUUGUGUAUGUGGUGCGUGCAAUGCUAAUACAAUGAAGCAGCGGCACCAUCGACGACAGCAUCAUCCGCAUCAUCACAGUGACAGUGGUUGCUAUAGUAGUGGUAGCGACAUGGCGUUGACAGCAGCAGCAGCGGGAGUGACAGUAGUAAACAACACAGAAGUGCUCGAGCGACGACGGCACUGUAGCGGCAAUGGGCACAGCCGCGGCAACCGUCGGUGGCGAACGACAACACACAGUGUGGUCCACGACAACAUCACUACCACCACCACCGACCACACCAGCAGCUGGUGGAGAAUAGGCCGCACGUUCGGAGCGUCCUGCCGACACACCGAACAGCCACACGCCUCCACCGGCAACACGCUCACGAGCAAGCGACGCCGCUACCGGGACGUGAGCGCCCGGCUACGCUGCUGCCUGCCCGGGCUCGGCACCAGCCCGGCCCUCACCGUCGCGCUCGUGAUCGCCCUCCAGCUCGUCGCCCUGCAGCCGACCGUGCUGCACUGUGCCAAAACGUUCUACAUGCACUGGAACACGACGAACAGCAUCUUCCGGAUCGACAACACCGACCACAUCAUCGACGUGAACAAGGGCAACGCGCAGUUCGAGUACGACCAGGUGCACAUCAUCUGCCCGGUGUACGAGCCGGGGACGUUCGACAACGAGACGGAGAAGUACAUCAUCUACAACGUGUCGAAGGUGGAGUACGAGACGUGCCGCAUCACCAACCACGAUCCGCGCAUCAUCGCGAUCUGCGACAAGCCGAACAAGCUGAUGUUCUUCACCAUCACGUUCCGGCCGUUCACGCCCCAGCCGGGCGGUCUCGAGUUCCUACCGGGCAACGAUUACUACUUCAUCUCGACCUCGUCCAAGGACGAUCUGCACCGGAGGAUAGGCGGCCGGUGCACCACCGACAACAUGAAGGUCGUCUUCAAGGUGUGCUGUGCGGACGAUCAGCAGCAGCAGCAGCAGCAGCAGCACCAUGGCCAUUUGCCCUCGAACGGUACCGUGAUCGGGGGCCACUCGCAUGACGGUACGGCCGCGGGCGGAUCGAUCAACGCCAACAACACCAUCUCGAUCGAUGCGUUCGAUCCGAACUCGCGGCUGCUGCCGCCCGCCAUCAACACCAGCCAGGGCAACAUUGUGCAGAACACGGUCAACUGGCCGGUGUGGAACGAUGGGUCCGGCCAGCAGCAGCAGCCACCGCAUCUGCCACCGCACGUGCGGCCACCGUCGUCCGCCACCCCUGCCAUCAUUAACGGGCGGCACAACCACCACUACACCGCCUCGCCGCCCCGCACCUCCAUCAACAGUGGUACGGGGAUGGGCGGCGGAGGUUCGGGUGGAAUGUACGGCAACAACCACAACUACAACAUCAACAGUCCACCGUCCAACGUGCAUCCCGGCCAGAGCAAACCGACGAAGAAGACGAAGGAGUACGACAAGCACCCGAACGAGGUGGUCAAGAACGAGGAGCUCACGUACAACAAUGCUGCUACUACGGUGGGUCCUGCCGGUCCGGUGGUGUUGCUGCUGGUCGCCACCGCCAUCAUGCUGUUUGGGUCCUGGAGCAGCAGCAGCAGCAGUAGCAGCAGCAGUAGCAGUAGUAGUCGUCGUCGAAGCAGCAGCAGUUCGAGUUGGUUGAGAAGCUGAGAGUCGUGUGAGGAUGCAGCAGCUGAGGAGUACGCUCGAGAUGAUACAGGUGGAGGAGGUCACGCAGGCGAUGUACCACCGACACCACCACCACCACCAACAUCACCAACCGAAGCCGUGUGUUUGUGUGUGCCCUUACCCCUCUAAUACUUCCCUCCGUAAUCCGCCCCCCCUGGUCCUAGAGAGGAUGAUUGGUCGCUGGAAGUUCCGCGGGGUGUACUGGCAGAGUUUCGAGAGAGAUUUCGAGGUCUCAAAGAAGAAUGGUUGGCGAAGUUGUCGUCGUCGUCGUUGGAAAUUCGUAGUCCUUUCGCUUUCGGUCCAUCGUACCCCACACCCACCGAGGGAGGGAGGUACUGGCGACUGUAUUUUGGGACGAGGAGUCGUGCAUGUAGAUAGGAUCCUGUGUUUUUGUUUUUAAGAGAGACGGAUGAAAUCAUAGUCACACCCACACACAUACCGACACGACAGUCUCUAACGAGAGAGAGAUCACCCUUAAACGUAUAAACCUUGAUAAGCGAGAGCUAGAAACCAUCCCAACCCUCCCCCACAACACACGCGCGCGCAGUGUCCAUGGUUUUAGUAGGAAAUGCACGACGAAGGUUGUGUUUCCUUGUUUUUACUUACAGAAGAAAAAAAACCAACAAAUAAGACCAUUGCGUGCGAGUGUUUGUAUAUGUGUGCGUUUGUGUGUGUGCGUGUGUGUUCCCCGUACGGAAUGCUUAUCUCUCCGCCAGAACCGAGACGAAAACAUCACCUCCCAAGUUCCCCCUCAUAUAAGAAAAACCUCCCAAAAGUCACAAAACCAACCCCGCCCGUCUCGUAGUUAGUAGAGGUAGUCCUGUAGUUGCAGAGCAGAGUGAUAUUAAUUUAAAGUGAGCAAAAGCAAAAAAAGAAGAAAUCACACACACAUACACACACCCACUCACAGGCAUGAUGGUUGAUGUGCAACAGAAAAAAAAAAUGUGUAGAAACAUAGUGCAGUUAGUUGAUAAACAAAAACAAAAGAACCAUUCUAGUAGGAAAACACGAGCACGAAAUUGGAAAUUGGCAAUUGUAUAAAAGAAACCGAGAAGCAAGAAAAAAAACUUGGAAAAAAUACGAAAAUCAGCCAGGUAUGUGUGUGUGUGUGUGUGUGCUAUUCGACCACUGCUAAAUUCGGCCCCCAGAAAAUUGGUUAACACAGAAGGUUAGGAAAUGGAAAAGAACACAAUGCGCCCGCUCUACACACCCAUUAAGCUAGAACGGUUCGAGUUGAAUGGUGCCGCCAUAUCCUUCCUAAUACUCCCCCUCCGAGGUGUCUGAGUGCACAAGGUGUGCUUAAAGCGAAGAUCUGUCUGUGUGUGUGUGUUUGUGGAAAUUAAGUGCCUUUAGAGUGUAUUCAGAAUCAGAGAUGGUGCUUACUUUCACAUAGGACGUUACUUUUGUGAGGCCUUUUGAAGUCUUGAUCGGGUCUUCAGAUCUAUCGAAGCUCAGACUUCUUUGGAUUUCAAAUUUUGGAUGCAUAUUGAUGUCUUAAGGCUCAACCAUAGAAUGCCGCAUUCUGAGCUAUUACGACCUACUGUGAUGUUAAGAUGUUGAUGCUCCUACAUCAAAUUCAAGGAAUGCUUCAUCACAAUCGGUCGCAGUACUGUUGUUAAGUCUUAAGACCGUCUAAAGACCACCUGAAAGAAGCACUGUUUAUGUCGAUUUGUGUCCAUCACAAGGAUUCAUCUUCAUUCUAGUUCAUUUGCUCUAUUUAUUUUACGCCUAAAUCAAGUCAGUGGACACUGAUUUUACCUUGAAAUGAUGUCCAAUCCUUUCUUUUAACUUAAAUGUAUUACUAAAAGCUACUCAAGAUCUUUGAAAACGUUUGUUCAUAAAGUAAUUGAAUUAAUUGAGUAAUUGAAAGCAAAUCUUGAAGAUUUUCCCAAUGCUUCCUAAACAUCGAACCAAAAAACCAUUACGUAAGGUUAUUUCACCACCCAACGGUCUCGCUUUACGGCAUCUUGUUGGCACAACAUCCUCCCAUCCAACCUCCCCCCCCCCCCCCCCUGACGUCAUUUCCAUCUCUUCCGCAAACGCCAAUCCCGAAGCGUUUGCGGGAGUGCAGCGAGAUAGACACAUGAAAGACUGACCGCUUCACCCUAUAACCCCUCCUCCCACCCCCACUCUCCCAUUCCAUCCCACCACCUCAAGAAUCCUUUUAUAAGCGUGUAUGUGUUUGUGUUGUUGUCGUGCCGACACGGGUGUGCACCACGCUCUGUAGUCUCAAUUAAGCAUACUUUACUGUGCGUGUUUGCCAAUUUCCCACCUUCCCUUUAAUCAAUACCGACACAGUAGAGCCGCCGCAGCAUUCACACACACUCGAACGUGUGUGUGUGUUUGUGUAAUUUAAUACUUAUAUAUCUCAAGCUUAACUAUACUAGAAGCGAAGAAGAUGGGAAGCAGAAAGCACCCGAGCGCUGCCGCCGAGUGUUUUUUUGUUGCUUUAAGUUAUUUUAUUAUAUCACAAAAGUUCCCAUCCACCCAUCACAACACAACAAUAUAGUCAGAGAAAUGCUGGACAGCAGCUCCAGCAAACGAAUAGCAAAUAGUUUUAAAGCAUUGCAUUGCUUUUUGUACAACACAAUCAGAUCAAUCGGACAUAUGUUUCUUACCCUGCUCAAUCAAUCUGCCAUCCUUUGUACUCUCUCUCUCUAUCUGUUUGUCUCUCUUUAUCGUUUUGUGUUGCUUAUCAGUAUUGGAAAACGAGAGGAAACGACGCCAUUUUUGCAGGUACCAUAACCACAAAUCAAUCCAAUGCUCGUUCUGCUUGUUUCGGGCCCGAAUUUGGGCUGGCAAAAAGUCGAGGCAAAGUUUUGCGUGUAAAGUAGUACCCUACACACACACAUGCACGCACUAAAUGUACUGCACACAUCGUGAUUAUAUGUGUGAACAUUCGAGUCACACACCGGUCAUGUGCACUUUAGGUUUUUGCUUCUCUCCGAAACGAGAGAGAUAUAACUCAAUAAAAGUGUGAUUGAAUCAAGUCGAGUCGGGACGAAAGAUAAAAAAGAAACUAAAACAAAACAAAAACUACUAAAAACGAGCAAAAUGUUGUGUAUAAAUAUUAUCCUAAAAGAAGAAGUAGUAGAAGAAGAAGACGAAGAAGUAGAAAAAAAAAUAUAAGAAACUAAGGUGAACAUAUUAGGUCGAAACAAACAAACAAAAAAAAAAGAAAAACAAAACUGUGUAAAAGAGAUGUAAUGUAGAUGAACUAAAACAAAAACAAACAAAAAAUGUAGAGAGAGGGAAACCCUUUAAAAAGAGCAAAAACGUGUUAAAAUUCGGGUUCGAAGCUAAGUUUUUGAUGUUAAGUUAAACACACAAGUCUCCCCGUCCUCCCAACCAAGUUCCCAAAUAAUUUAAACAAGUCGAUUAAGAACUCCCUUCCCUCCCCUCCCCCUCCCCCACUAGAGUAUGGGUUUGCUUGCUUUUCUCUCCCAUACAUCAGUGUGUGUGUUUGUGUAUGUGUACGUGUGUGUGUGGGAAGAAGACGGCAAAACCCGGAGGUAAAAAACAACACAAUUUAGUCGCGCUCCUUAUUUUAUGUUUAUUUUUUUGUAAAUAUAGUCGAUAUUUUCGCAAAAAAUUAUCCAACAAAAACCAAAUUGAAGUUCUGUAUUAUCCUUUCUGUAAAGCGGGAAGUACCCCUGUCAAAGAAAUGCGUUCAAAAUUCCACCUCUUUGAUUGUGAUUCCGCCCUGUAGAGUUUCAAAAGCAACAUUGGAGUCCCGGAACUGCUCGAGAAGGUUAUUCGGUUGUUUUUCCGCAAUUAAAUUGAAGUCUGGUCCUGGUCCGUCCUAGUGUCGCUUCUCGUCGCUCCUCGGUGUAAAUGUCCUGUUCUUCUCCGACCCUUCCCCCCCCCCCCCCCUCGGACCGUCUGCAGAAAGGUGAAAGUUCGAGAAAGAUGAUCCACCUCCACGGCCGUGUCACAGAAUAUUGACGCACAAUUGACGCGAGAUAUUAGACGAGACGUCUCACUGCGUUAUGCUCUGUGUCACACCUGGCGUGACUGGCGUGUCGACGUCCCAUCAGAAAACAAGCAAAAGGUAGGUGACAUCUUCGUGGUUUGGGGGAAGCGAAAUGCUUCGUUUAUUUCUGAUACGUGCCGUUGUGCAACCGCGAAGAAGCUGCUCGAAGAUGAAAAUGUUACCAGAUUUAUGUCGCACGUACGUUCCCGGAACUGUCCCGGCUUCAUAAAAAACGCCUCAGCCUCAGAACGCUGCUGGAAUGUUCCCCCAAGAAACGAUGUGGGCCACCCUCUAGCUCCGCCGCUCUGUGCGCAAGGUGACGCUCGUGUACCAAUAAUCGUGUCUCGCAGAGACGUUUUUCGGUUGAAUUAGGCCACCGGAAAGUGCGUACCAUGUUUUACCCCCCUGCCGUGCUUGGUCUGCACCUACUACUACCCAUUCGCUUUCGCUCCCUGUUUGCUCUAAUGACAAAAUAAGCGCCGUAUUGGCCUUUUUGCGGUUUGCACAAAUUGCGUCACAACGAACCGAACCGAACAUGAACUUGAGCGAACGGCAAACAAAAAGAAAAGAAAGACAUUAUCUUUUCUUUCGCUCCCACCAUUGUGUUGCGAUAAAGGUAAAAGAAUUACUGCUGCCUUUGAAUUACAACACAAAGUCCUCGUUGCUGUUGGAACAAGGACAUUAAGUGCUCCUGCUUGCCCCCGUUUGCAAGCUGAGCUGGAAGAGAAGCGUUGGUGGUAUGAAUAUUUAACAAGGAGCUCUGCGCUCCUUCCAGGAUGAUUAUUUUCGCCGAAAUUCGCCGUUCGAUUUUUGCCACAGCGUGCGGGGCGCGUGUGUCUGUAGUAGUAUCACUUCCCAAUUUUGGCAAUGCCUCCCCAAAAGAAAAUUGGAGUUUGGGGGGAAGCAAACCCGUACGCAUGGCGGCAGCACACCACCAUUUGAUCUCGAAUCUUCUUGAGUUUUGCGGUGCCGGAAGGAAGAAGGAAACUCGUCGCAAGCGAAGUGAAGGGUGUGUGUGUGUGUGUGUGUGUGUGAUGGGGUUGGGUAGAGGGAGCUGUGGAAGGACAAACCACCCACACGAGAUAAGAGAUAAGUGAAUUCGUCGUGUUUUUGUUGUGGCACGAUUUUUUCCCCUUUUUUGGUUGGAGCCUCCCUUUUUCCGCCCAACCCCCAUCACCCGAAAUGUUCCGUUCCGAUGAUCUGUCUACUUUCGAAGGCCACAUUUCUGGGAAAUCGGUAAAGAUGAAAAUGCCACCAGCUGAGCAACAAAAAAAAAGAAAAAAAAGGCUUUUUGCCACGUGUCCGGCGGGAAUGUUUCGGAGAAACUUCUCCGGCCUUGCUGCCCUUCAUGCUGUCACGGUGUAAAGGACACGGGGGAAGAGCGCGGGCUUUCGAUUGCCUUUUUACCAUCAAACGCUUAAAAUAAUCCUUUAUCCAAUAUGUUAUCGUUUAGAUAAUGCUUUUUUUUAUUAUUGUUGCCGCUGCUGUGGUUUUGUUCUUUCAGAAGAUUUUAUUUUAUGUUUUUUUUAAUUCAGCUUUUUUACUUCAUAUCAAACUGGAAACUGGAAAAAUUAAGAAUGUAUGUUGUUUAUUUAGUUUGAUGGCUUUUUUGCAAUUACUUUUUGCUCUUUAUUUUACUCUUUUUACGUUAUUUACUUAUUUAUUUUUAUUUUAUGUUUUGUGCAGUGUUUGGUUAUGAUGUACUGUUUUUUUCUUAUUUUAAAUUUUAACUUCACUUAAUUAAUUCUACGCCUGGUUUGUUUUGUUUUUUUUUGUUAUUGCAUUUUCUCUUUUAUUACUUUCAACUCUUUACUUCACCUUUUUUCACUUUGAUUUUGAUUUUUUGUACGUCGUUCUCCACUUUCCCUUUCUAUGAAAUCCAUUCAAACUGUUACUAAACAACUUAAUUGAAAACACAAAGUUAAGUGUUUUUCUCUGUUCUCACCCGAAAAAAAAAUGCCCAGCCUUGUGAUCUAUUUGCCAUCAUCAUCAUCAUGUGUUUGUGUGUGUGUGCAGCCUUGGAAUGAAAACUCUAAUCUACGGAGAAAAGCGAAAAAACGCCACAAAACCCGGAACGGAUAAAUCCUUGCUCCCUUUUUUUCUGUGCCACCGUUGGCGCGUGUGGGUGUGCGCGUAGGUGUGUGUGUGUGUGUGUGUGGUAUGACCGUCGUUGCGAUUGCCAGAAGACGCCACAGGAAAUGGGAAAAUGUCAGCAAAAGUGACAACGGUACACACGGUCGGCUGCGACGUGCGUGUAUAUAUGCUGUUGCCUCCCUAGGCAAGCAUUAGGCCACCGCUGCCGCCCACCUCCCCCCCAUCGGGGAAAAGCCAUGUAGCGAUGAAGAAAAAAAAGAAGAAGAAGAAGAAAAAGAAGACCAAAAUCCGAGAAGGACGAAGCAACGCAGCAUCAACGCAGCAGGCCGUUUUCUUUCGUUUUCCGCGUCAAGGCUUUUUGCUCUCCGGCUAACCGUCGUGGGGCAGCCACCGGAAGGCAGCAGCAGGAAAACAUAAUUUCUUUUGCUUCUUCUUCUACUUCGCUUGCCUUCUUCAUGAUGUAAUGUGUGUGUGUGUGUUUGUGGAAGGCUUUGCUCUUGCUCAAAACGAAGCCCCGGGGGAAGCUGUAAAGGUAUGCUGUGGAGGCGCGCUGAGGCUGUGAUUAUCGGAAAAUGCGCUCAGUUUCACGACUCUACGUUUGGGUGUCUGUGUGUGCUUGGUGUAUGUGUGCUCUCACUACACAGGAUAUGCGGGACACACAAACACACACCACGACAACGCCACAGCCGGCGCCAGGCAACGCAAAAACUUCAGCCGACCGGCGACGGCGGAAAUUACGUGAUAACGAAAAGUCCUCACGUCCCCAAACAUCCCCAUCCCCGGUGCCGUCGUCCCAUUUUCUAGCGACCGACAGCACGAGCAAUUUUCCAUGUACACGCGGGAAAAUCCUGUCGCUCGUUCUCGCUCUCACACGCACCAUCUCUCUCUCUCUCUCUUUCCUGCCCGCUGCGGGAAGCAUGUCUGGCGUGUCCUCCCGCAGGUGCGCGAGCGGGCGGGCGCACACAUGAACACACAUGCCUAGUUGUGCCUAGUGCACACACAUGCACUCCUCCCCACUCCUACCCGAAAAACCCUCAUAAAACACUGCCGUGGCCCGGGAAAAUCGAGCCUUUCCACCCACAUGAAAAGGCGCUUCGCGCAAAACUGCAAUACUGCCCUCCACCCGAUGAAGCGGGUGGCUAAAGGGAAGGAGCGGGACGCCAAACAUAAUGGUGCAUCCAUGCGUGCGCGUGCCUGAUGCAUUCGGGUGGUGAAGAGGGGUGGGGGUGGAGGGAGUGUUUUUCCCCCCGCUUCUGUGUGUGUGUCGGUGUCGGUUGGUUUCGUAGCAAAGUGGAAAAACGAUGAGCGAGUUUUCCGACGACCCGCCCGCGGCGGCUACUUGGCUUCGCUUACCACCGGGUUUUGUGCUGCUGCUUGGUGGAGGGGGAAGAAAGGAGAGAGGUGGAAGGAAAAGGGGUGUGUUGCUAGUGCACCGUUGUUGCACUCUAUAGGUGUGUGUGUGAGAGAGAGAGAGAGAAAGACCGGGGCGUGAGCGUGGAGUGGAAAAAGGUGAGAAAUCGCUAAAGCAAAUCAUAGCAAAGCCGCACCACACGCUCCCAAACACCACUUGUAUUUUCCGUGUUGAAAAAGAGAGAGAAAGAGAGCGAUAGAGAGCAUGUGAAUGAGAGAGAGAGCGAGAAAAGAGGGAGAAUGUUAUUUUCCACCAGGGAAAAUCAAACAGCAGACGUGCAAGAAGCAGUUGCAGCAGCAGCAGCAGCAGCAAUAGAACGGUCUGCCAGGUCCUCUCUCUCUCUCCCUCUCUCUCUCUAUUUGCCUAACUCUCUCUUGCUCCCUCCUGAUGCAGUUUUGCUGCUGCAGUGUGGCGGUGUGGUGCAUCUGCAGUGCGAAAAGAAGCGGAAAAGCAAGAAAAACCGACUGAAACGAGUCGCCCGCGCCGCUGGUAAUUUACAUGGUAAAGCUAUGCCUGGUUUUUUGCUCGUUCUUGGGCUCUCUCUCUCUCUCUCUCUCUCUUGGUUGGAUUGGGCUACGAAAUUUCCCCCCUCGCUGUCUGCCGUUCAACAAGCUCUGGGGCAGUCUGGCGGGUUCUUUACUGUCUGUGGCCGUUUUUUGCAGCUCUAGCUGCGCUCUAGACGACGGGAAACCGAUUCCACCCUUGGUUUUGGCACGCGGCAGGAAUGCAAAUGCGACAAUGCAAGACGCACGCACGCACGCACAACCGAAUGGCCAAUACUAAGCUCCCCAAACACAGGCAGCAGUACAGAACGCUGCACAGCUCCAAAAAUAAAAACAAAAAAGGAAAGUGACUCGCCAGUUGUGUAGUAGAGACGGCAUUAGGGCCAGAUUUUUGGAGAAGCAAUGGGUCUGCAUCGCACCGGAAAUGUCACCAAGCUCGGUCGGAUGGGAAGAACUUUUGCUACAGCCAUAGAGAGAUGGGCAACGGAACAUAUCAAACGGAAUUGGUGUGCCUGUCUGGCACGAUGCAACGGAUGUUGGAAAACUCAGUGAAGCUUGAAGUCGCAAGAUAACACACAGCAGCAGCGUGCCAUUGGUGUGCCGUGGCUCGCGGGUAGUGGUAGGUGCUGGUUGGCAAUAAUGUGUCUCCGUCUCCGUUCGUGUCGUCAAUAGCGGGACAAACGGGAAGCGGCGGUGCAGUAUUCAAAUGGCUUGUCAACUGAUGCGCUUUGCAGCAUUUAACGUAUUCUUCCUGUUUCUGGGAAAGAUCCUGAGGAAAACGGGCGCACUGAGGAUAGUUCCACGUGGACGGCUACGAACGAACGAACAUCCCGGGACGUCGGGCGCAUCUUGUGGAAUUGAAUCAAUGAUUUUUUUUCACUCUUCUUCUUCUUCCUUCUAUCGCCUCCAUUAAUGUCCUUCCGUGAUGUGUUUUAUCCCGCUCGGCCCAAGCCCGGUGCAUCUAACACAGCGUCCACGCGACGACGUGGCUUAUCUUGGACGUGGAUGGGAUUUACUGGGUUAAGUAAAUUGACUUUUGAGUCCGUUCAGGCUUUGUCUCUUGUGUGUCUGUCGCUGUUCCAUAUUCAGGUCAUCCGUGGGAGGUUCGGGGUUCCGGGGAGGUCCAUGCGGGAGGGGGUUUAUGGGUGUGGCUGAAGACGACGUGUUCUCUAGCUCACACACGACACGGGGUUUUUGUCUUUCAAGUCGCUUCGCUGCGAAGGUAACGUGCAAGAAUGUUGGGAGCUUCUGCAUGUACUUGCAAGACAUCCAAGAGAUGGAAGACAUUCAGAAGACAUCGUUCCAUGUAAGUCCCAUUUCCAAAAGCCAAGAAAACAUAUUGGCAAGAAUCGAACAGGAAAUUGAACAUAUUUUUGUGCGGAACUCCAGAAGUCUUCUCUUCGCUUUGCUCCUCCUUGCCCUUUCAAUUCAUUUGCUCAGUUCUUCCAAGCAUCAACUAAAUGAAUUCGUCUGCACCUCCAAGCUCGAAACAAUUUACCACUGCAGAUCUAACUGCUGCGCUCACCGAGCAAGACACCCCUGACUCGUUGAAGUCUCCCCGUGCUUCUAGUGCUUUCGAUACACGCGCUGCUUUGGAGGGCGAACACAUUUUAUUUCCGUUUUGCUCGAGAUGAAUAUUCAAAUUAGUUAUUUUCGAUAUUGCAUUUCAUCUCGCUUCCCCAUUGCUCCCUCCCCCCACUGGAAUGCUCUGGAAAUUGGAGCUCGAACGUUUGGACAAAGAAACGUUGUACCUCCAAACCCAGCAGCAGCAGCAGCAGCGAGCUCUCUCCAUGGAGUUCUCCGGAACAACGCUCCCUGGUGGUGUCUCAUUACGGCCAAGCGACAAAUGUGUUCGUCUGCAGUGGUCAUAUUUUUGCGUUUUCUUUUCACUGCACUGUCUGCUCUCUUCACUGUCCCUUCUUUUUAUAGUAGGAUGGAUGAGAAAUUCAAUUUCACUAGUGGGGGGCGGGGAGUAAACAAACACGGGUCGAGAAAUGAGAUAAAUUCCCACAAAAAGUAAUUUUGUGGGUUUUUUUUUGUUGUUUUACUCUUCUCAUCGUUUGUGGUGGUGUGCUUUAUUAGACCGCACUAGCAUCAUGGUAGGCUCUAUCUAGGUGCUGAUGAAUUGAUUGCAUGUCCCAAGAAGAAGGGGUACCAAGGCACAAACGCUCGCGUACGAAAGCGCUCUGAGCCGUACCGAAGUGUACCCAACAUGGAAUGCAGCUCAAAAUGGAUAGGUUUCGACGUAACAACAUCGUCGAAAGAAAGAGUAAAAAAGGCACCUAAACGGUGGUUUUAUUUGUACUUUUUAUUUUCAAGCUAUAAACGGUGUAUGUCUGGUCGGCCCUUUUUUGUGUUAGGUUUUUGUGUUGCCCGUUUCUGGCUUACGAACGCUAAUCCUUCCUGUGUUAUCCCACCGAAACGCUUAAGUGCGAUGAGGUUGCAGAGGAACAGCACGGCACACAAAAGGGGCAAAUUGACGUGUUAAAAUCGUGUCCUCUUAUGUCUUGGCUGUUUAAACAACCAUUUAUCGUGCUGGGGGGGGGGGGGCGGGGUUUUCGGACAACAGCGUGCCCUUUUUGGCAGCGCAGCGUACGGGCGAACUUAACACGUACGUGCGAUGAAUUCCGAAUGCACAUUCUACACAACACUUCCACCCCAAAACUAUCUCAUCUCCAAUAAUAGACAAGUUUCUCCAGACAAGUUAGCCCCCCCCCCCCCCCGGGGUGGAGGGGAUGGUAGAUGAUGGGGGUAAGGAUGAGCAAGUGUAUCGGUUUCCAAAGUCCGGAGAUGUCCAGCAAUGCUUUUUUUGUUUCUCUCUCUCUCCGGUUUGUUUGUCAUGGCCGUGGGGUACAUUAAGGAUUCAACAGAAUCCCUAUCCCGCCACCCCAAAACGAAGAACCAGAAGGAAGAUACGCCUUCGGGUCGGUGGUUGUCUUCUACAUUUACAUAUUGUAUUGUCAUUUCCGUUGAAUGUUCAGUUUGCUGGGUGCAUCAGCUUUGGAAAAGAAAAGUGCAUUAUCCAUCCCUUGGGGUGGGGUGUGUUUUCUUUGUUUCCGGGCUUUUGGGGGUUGAGAUCCUGCCUCUGGAGGAUUUGCCAGGACAACUGACAAUGUGGAGCCCCGUUUUCUGUACAGCUCACAGUAUUUACUGAAGAAAGGCAAGGCGCAUAGUUCCUUGCCAACUGUCGUAACGUUACACACAGGAAAGGAUCAUCGCUGUCGCACCCAUGAUCCAUGAGUGCCCAGAAUUGGCUAUUCCUUGUUGUCUGGGAUCAUUGGACACAAACAAACACACACACAAAAAAGCAACAUGAUGUCACGUUUUUUGUUUGAAACCAGUGGAACGGUCUCCAAUAAAAAAGGAUUUCGUUCGUCUUUAGAAUAAUUAAUGACUAUUGUAUCCAAACAGCGUUUAGGCUUUGGUUGGUUUGAUUUGUCGGUCUCAGCAACAAACACUACGUGAUAAGCUUCCCCAACGCUCAAAAAAGCAGGGCCUGGGAUAUCAAAGCAUACCGCAUGAAGAAGGGUCGUGUACUGGACAGUAGUUCCCGGGGCAGGCAUGACAUCGGCGGAUCGGUGUCGCACUUUUGGAUGAAUGGGUGAAAAGAACUUCAACCCCAAAACAGAAAAAGGUGUUUAGAAAUGAGGAAACAAAACCCGGGGGAACCCGGGGAUGGAAAAAAGAGUUUUACAUAUUAAUUUAAGCUCUCACCAACGCUUUUUUUUCUUUCUUCUUCUCACGGGUUGUUUGAAGACUACGAGCGCAUUUUAGGAAUCUCUUUAGGCCGAGUUGGUUGGUUGAUUUUUUAAUGCAGAUAAUCGCUUCCCUUUUGCUCUUCGGAGUGCUUCAUUCGGAGCGUUCUGAACGGGCAAAAAACAAGAAUAGAGGGGGUUGGUACACCGUACCGUAAACAUAGUUUUGGCAUUUGCAUAAUGAGGUGAUGUUCUCUCUCGCUUUCUCCUUGUCGCUCACGCGUACUCAGUGCGAUGAUUGACACAUUGCGCUACGUACGUCUUCAUCACUUGUGGCACCUUAAUCUUUUUUGAGGUUGCUGUUGUUGAGUGGCAUCCUCCCCCGGGGAAAGCGUUUGUUUGCGGCGUUGACGCUCUCUCGCUCUCUAUCUCUCGUCAUGCUAAUCAUGAUUUGUUUGUUUUAUUUUCAUUAGCCACAGACACACAGCCACACACAAACUCCACUCAUCAUUCCCACUGUGAGUGAGGAGCAAUUAAUGUCAUGUCACUAUUUUUAAUCGCCGUCAUUGUUUUGUUACCUCUUCUCUUGCCCUGCCAACUUGGGUGUGUUGUGCAUAUCCAAAUCUCCGCGACCGCGAAGCUUAAGUAGCUUUAAGACUAAUUUUCUUGCUCCCCUCCACCAUUUCUUCCGCCUCCAUCGCACUGGUCAUACAAACAAUUUUUUGUAGGAUGGAAAAUUCAAUUCCCUCCAUCACAGGCAUGAAAACGAUUGCAAAGCGGUUGGUCUUGUUUUAUAUGGGGCUUUAGCAGAAAACAGCAGAAAACAAGGUCGUGAUGGUUUCGGCUGCAGCACCGUACCACCUUCUCCUGCUCCUGUACCACGUCCACGGCCAGGUUAAUGGACGGCGCGGUAUUAAAAAAGGCAACACACACAAAAGAGUGACCCUUUGCGCGGGAUGCUUCUGCUUGCUUGUUGGGAGACUUUGUCUGGCAAAGACAAUGUCUCGGGACAUUUGUUGGUAGGUUUCUCGUACCGAGCCUCCCCCCGUUUCGGUCAUGUAAAUAUCGACCUCUUUUCCCCCUGCUGAACUGGUGUGUGUGUGUGUGUGGGUAACACUGUACUUCGACGGGAUUGGGUACACACACUGGCCGGUACGGUCCACCUUUCAUGCCUUCAGGUCUGUCUGAAGGAAUUGAAGUAGAAGACGGUCCGCUUCCCCUCAUCAGCCCCCCCCCCCCCCCCGCACUGGUAUCAUCUUCUCCCCGAUGGGCUUCCUCGGGUGUUACUGUGUGUCUGUGUGUUUGUGUUGGAGUUGUUGGAAAAUUCUUCAACUUCAAGAAACACGAGCAUAUGAUGGGCCUGGUGGCUCGUGGUGAAUAUGCUUGAACUCCGGACAGCAUGUGUGUAUGUGUUGCAGGAGGCCUGUUUUGGCUUUUGUGUGCCUUCCAUUCAUUCUUUACCGUCGUCUCCCGUCUUCCGUGGUCUUUACGGCACGAAAAUGGAAGUCAUAAAGAAGAAAAAACCAGCCCCGUACGACGGUGGUGUGCGUGUACCUGCCCGUGUGUUCGUUUCCAACCCCCGCUUGAGAAGGGUGGAGAGAGGGGUGCAGAACUUGAGAACGCGCGCAGCAGCGGCAACACCCCACUGUCAAGGGGGGUGCAACACAUCUAGAGAGAGAGAAAGAGAGAGGAUCGAAAGGAAAAACCGGUUGCGGUGCGAUGAACGCGAAAGCCCAAAAUGACGCAAAGGGAAGAAGACUUGGGGCGGAGGGUGAAACAAGGGCCCACAAAUCGAUCGACAACGACGCGCGAGGAGGCGUUCGGCCUCCGCUCCGUUCCCUCCUUGUGGUCACUUUCAGCCACGAAGAGAGAGAGCGAGGGAGCGAGAGAGAAAAGAACGCAAGAAAGAAAAAAGGGUUUCAGGCUUAUGUGUUUUCGUACGGUUUUUGGGGUGCUUUCUGCUGUUGCGACUGUUGUGUGGUGGAGGUUUUGAGCAGCUUUCGGGUGAGCAGUUUGGGGAGAUGAAGGUCCAAAAGGCUCGGUAACACAGACAUAAAUUAAGUGGUGCUAUGUUGUGUGUUGUGUGUGGCGUGCGCGUCUCCUCUGUACGGCUCGCAACACAGGAACGGGCGGAUUGGGGAUUGAUGUGUAGCUGUAUGUGUGUGUAACGAAACAAGAAAAUUAGAACGCACGUUUUUAUCGCUCUCCCUAUCGUUCUGUGUGUGUGUGUGUGUGGGGGGGGGGGGGACGGUUUUUCGGGACCCUUUUCUUUCGGGUGGGGGAUGCUGACGAGCAUGGAAUUUAUGUUUUUCGUUUUCUCAUCGCUGCCGCAAAACGAUCAGCUGAAUUUGAUCAGCUCCAAUCCAUUGUAUGGGAGGGAUAGAAAGAGAACGAGAGCGGGUGAGAGAGAGAUAGAGAGAGAACGAGAAGAGCUGUAAGAUACUUAAGAAGCAAUGCACGUGCAAUGCUGUUCCUGCUGUGGGCUGCUGCUGCAUUCCGCCUUCGUGCUGGGAAGCCGCCUUCGUGCAACAAAGUCAUUCGUGCAAAAGGCGCGUUUGUGUGUGUGUGCUAGCUUCUCAAGCUUCCCCAAAACGAAGGCAGCCGCGGUGCCCAGUGUGUGCAUCUCCAUGAUUUAUUUCUUGUUUAAUUCCUGCACCAGCUCCGCUUUCACACAAGCGUCAGACGAGCUGCUUUUUUAUGGUCGUACCGUGCACUGGGCUUUUGGAAGGAAUGAGCCCACGACGGUUGCAUCUAAGAACUUCUGUGUGUGUGUGUGUGUGUUUGUGUGUGUAUAAAGCACCCGCGCGAGCCCGUAAAAGAUGAUCGGUGCAAUUAAGAACAACUGUCAAGUGAUCGCUUCACCGGCUCAGCUGCUGUUUCUUCUGCUGGGGUUUGGGAGGGCUUUUUGUCCUUGUUUUUAGAGGGGGUAGAUCGAGGAGACAACCACCUUCAUAGAAAUGGCAUUUUAGUGUACACAUUAAUAAGAGAGGGCUCUAAAUUAACCUGAAAAUUGCACAGUGCAAUUUAAGCGAGGCUUAAAAAUAUGGCCUUUCCACUUGGCUAGAACACCAAUUUUGGGGUGUGAUUUAUUUGAAGAACUUUUCAAACUAAUUUUUAACCUGAAAAAAAGGAACAAUUGAGGCCCCAGAGCAGCAACACCCAGCACAGAGCGGGUGCAGCACUAGAUAGUCGUCGCGCCGUAAGACUUCUGGUGCGUCAGAGUAACCGGGAGAAUCCUUUCCUUGCGAACGCGCACCAGGGAAAACCCUCGGUGAAAUAAAACCCCUUAACUGUGCAAUGGGGCUGUGGGAGGUGGGCUGCGGGUGGUGCAUAAGCCAUCUUAUGUGCGUCUGGAAGUCGGCCUACUCCAGACGUACACACACACACACGUUCACAGUGAGCAACGCAGUGGCGAACGCAAACGCGUACGUCGCAUAGAGGGGGAUAGGCUUUGGUGAAACAAAAACCUUUUUUGCAAGGAAAAACUCCUGGAAAAACACCCGUUGGAAACACAACACUCUUGCACACGUUUGCACACACGUACGACUAAUUCCUGCAGGGGUUGAUGGGUUUUUUUUGCUUUGCUAGAAACACAUAGAAACACACAUAACGGGGAGGGCAAAAGAAAAGCGAGUUUGCAAAAGACAAGAGUGUGCAGUAUGGGUGGACGACGGUUCUUGGGCCGGUUUGAAAUAGCAAAAUUGUGCUUCUGUGUGUGUGCGUAAACAGACGACGCUAGUUACUUUGUGUGUGUUGACUUUGUUGCGGGGUCUGGUGCAAAGGCCUGGGCAAAGGGGGAGUUAGAACCGUAAAAACCCCGUGCAACACUUGGCUGAACGCAUUAACUAGCCUUCGUAUAUGCGUAUGACGGUUGCAGUCGGUGAUGUGAUUUACGAUUUAUUAAAUUGGCUCUGGUUGUGUGUGUGUGUGUGUGUGUGUGUGUUUGCUGAAGUGUGUUGUUGUAAGGGAUCAUGUGCGCUGCGCGUUCUGUGAGAAAUCUAUUCAAAUAGCGGAAAAUUCAUCAUUUGCUAAAUGGAAGGGCGCAAGGGUCGCCAAAGAACAAGGGUUACGCUUGGUUGUUUAACUAGCGUGGAUUAAUACAAACAUAAAUAAUAGAUAAUUCUUUUACAUUAAAGAAGAUAAAUGGUUUUUAUUUGAGAUUUCAAUUGUGAUUUGCUUCUUUUCUUAGCAUCCAAAUACAUUGUUGAUGGUUUUUGGGAUAUUUGAAGUAUUACCAAGCACAGUGACAAGGGUAAUACAACUUCCAAGUACAUCCCAGGUAUAUGCAAUUCUUCUUUUUCAAUACUUUUGACACUCAAAUCAAUAUUUGAAAAGAAAAAUUGUAGAAAAAUCAUUUAAAUGUCUCUCAGACCUUUCAAAAGGGAAUACAAAACGAGGCAUAAACUUUGCACUAAAUGCUCGAGCACUUCCCCAAUUUUUAGGGUUUGUUGAUGUUGAGUUUAAGCGUUAUAUUAGAGAUGGGUUAAGUUAAGGCUACAAAUGUGGAGUCGUCUCAGAUCCGUCUCAGAAAAUUUCGGAGCCAACUUCGAAAGGUAGAUCCGCCCAACAUUAUCAGGAACCGUUUUAAAUCGUCUGGAGCCGUUGGGAGUCCGACCAGAGUCAUCCGGAAGUUCGAGUCGAUGGAAGUCUGGGUCGUCCGGAGUUAUGCAGAGAUAUGGUGGGUGCUCAAAGAUCCUGUCGUGACGGACGAAGCUGGGACUAUAUAGUACCUAUAUAGUUCCGGUACUCACAUACGCCUCUGAGACAUGGACACUGUCCAAAUAUGACGAAGCCCUCUUAGCCGCGUUCGAGAGGAAGAUGCUCAGAAGGAUACUUUGACCGGUAUGUGUGGAAGGACAAUGGAGGAGCCGCUAUAAUGACGAGCAAUACGAGAUGUACGGCGACCUCACUGUCGUACAGCGUAUCAAACUCGCCAGGCUCCGGUGGGCUGGCCAUGUUGUACGCAUGGAAACGGAUGACCCAGCCCGUAAAGUCUUUUUAGGCCAUCCACAAGGACAGAGGAGGCGUGGUAGCCCCAAAUUAAGGUGGCAAGAUGGCGUGGAGGCGUCCGCCAUUAAGGCCGGGAUAAUGGACUGGUAGACGAAGGCGCGAGACCGUGAGCGGUUUCGGACACUUCUGAGGCAGGCCAAGACUGCAAAGCGGUUGUAGCGCCGGAUAACUACAACUACAUGGUGGGUGAAUUAUGUUUGUGGUCAGGCAUUUCUUCUCCAACUUCGACUCCUGAAUGGUAAAGUCGAAAGAAUGGUCUGUCUUAGAAGCGCACGCGCAAACCCACUGAGGAAAGCAAACACUCAAGAAUCAAACGUCGCCGGUCAACUUCCGACUCCGCUCGACUCCAGCCGACUCCGGACGACUCAGGACGACUCUGUCUCUGGGAGGAACUAUUGAUUCCGACUUUGAUACAGCCGAAAUCGCACAAACAGUAGCCAGAGUCGGAUUGGAGUUGAGAUCCUUCAAAUACUACUGACGAUGAACUCCUCCCAAAGAAGCGAAUAUUAAUUCAGUUUAAUCUGUUUGCAUCAUUUUUGCUUCCAUUUCAUUUUUAAUACAGAAGUACAGUCGGUUGUCCUUCUCUAAUGUUUUUGAAAUCCUUUCAAUGAACUGGAAAAGAGGUUCUAAUGGGAGGCCCUGUUUACCAAAAAAAAAAAAAACCAGCUUAAACCAUUCCCUCCAAAAUGAAUUAAAACCCUUUUUUUUGCCACCAUUCCAUCACACCAAACAGACGCUUGGCAGACGCAAGUACAGCCAUCAUCACUUUCCAUCUUUAAAAUGUUUUUGGGAGUUAAAAAUCCCUUCCUCCACACUCUCUCUUCCUCUCCUAGUUGGCUGUUUUCCCUUCGUCCUCCUCGGUCAGCCGGAAUGGGGCACCGGAAAAAUAUCCGGAAGGUAUGCCGCCGGGCAGACGCGACCAUACCUGAAACAGCUCGCUCGCUUGGACGUCAAAAGUUUUCAGAGAAAAAAAAAACCAAGCAUAGCACAGAAAAGAAGCAGUAGUAGAAGAAAAAGAGCACUACCAAACAAAAUAAAAACCUCCCACAUCAACCUCCACGAAAAUAAAGCACGAGGAAAAAAGGUCGUGCGUUGAUACCGCGAUAAAGAAAGGUCGCUCCAGUCCGUCCCGGGUCUAGUAUGACACCUGUCAAAAAAGAAAACGGCCAGCGGGGCAAAGCGUGGUGAGAUGACACGUCCGAGGGUGGGUUGGGUGGGACAGUGAGAAAUAUUCUCGUACCCUUCGCCCGCCCGGCGAGUCCCCGGCCCGGCCGGCGUUUGGCAUUGGCCAUGAAUUAUUGAUGGCACUUCCAUAAACAAUCUCAUCUUCUUUUCAAACCGCCCUACUACCCCAUUCACCGCCUCAACCCCUCCCCACAAACACGGGGUCGGACAUCCGGUUGUUCCGGUUUGUGUGUUUGUGUGUGUCUAUUUGCUGCUGCGUGGCCUCAUUUUCGGGUUUUGUAGCCUUUUUUCCUCCUAUUUUCUCUCUUUCCCGCACUCUCUCUCUCUCUGUUCAUUCCAAUCGAUGAAAAAACACGUUGGGAACUAAAAGUGUGUGUGUGUGGGUGAGAGGAGGAGGAAUGGAGGGAAGAUCCUUUUUUCGCAUUCGUCAGACACUAAUUGUGUUCCUGGCGUGAGCGGCAGCACUCUCCCAACUCCGUCCCAUGGUACGCUCUUUCCCCCCCAAAUAUCACUCAUCCAAAAACGAGGACGAUUGAAAACUUUCAUCGGAAAACACUUUCUCUAACGCUACGCCGGAGGCGGGGAGAAAGGGAGUUGGAAGUUGGAAGGUUGCUUUUUUGCUUCAAUUUCCCCGUGCUAGCUGAAUUCGAUCCCGUUGUCAGGGGGAGCGUUUUAAGGGCUUUUUUGGUUGCUUUUUUUUUGGGGAAGGGAAUUGCCUCCAUUUUGUGCUUGUAUGCUUUAGAUGUCACUCAAACCUCAAUUCCGGGAUACAUGAAAGAGGGUGGGAGGUGAAAGGGUACGCGCGUGUGUGUGUUUCAAUUCUAACAGCUUAGUUCCUGCUGCUGAUGCUGGUAGAAGAAGAAGAAGAAGAGGAUGCGGAAGAAGCAGCUGAGUUGACGUUUAAUCGAUGUUUCAAAACUCCCCCCCGACCAGGAACGCAUUGAUGAAGGACGCGAUUUGUUAAAAGGAGCGGUUGCUUUCUGUGUGUUGUGGGUCACGCAGAGGUGAAAUGAACUUUUUUGAAUCAUUGCGUGUCAGACACACACUCACACACACACGUACGUUGAUUGAAAGAAGUAAUAUGCAAAGCUGUGCCUUUUUUUCGGCAAAAGCCUGAAAAAGCACAACGGGGGCGAUGGAGGAAGUACCCAAUGACGCAUACGCAUGUUGACAAGAACAUUUGCGUGUAUGUGCUGUUGAGGGGCGAGGAGUGGAGCAGCAGCAGCAGCAGCAGCAUGCCAAGUGAAAGACAUGAUUAAUCAUCUUUUUUUUGUGCCUGCUCCCCGGUGUUUCGCCCCUGCUGCUGCACAUAUAUUCUAGUUUUCUAUUCAAUGCUGAAGGGCGGACUUUCGGCGGCACUCCGCGUUGGAGACAUUUUUCCAUAAAUCUUGCCCCAAAUGUCGUCGAUCAUUGAAUACCCGAUGUUACUGUUACUCGCUCACUUCUUCUACGAUGUUGUAGCGUUGUCGUCGUUAUCAGCCAUCGUGGCCCAAUAUUGGACGUCGUUUGCGGUGCGGUGCGGCGCCAUUUGACAGCGCGGAACACAAAGCGUUCGACAUGCGUUUAUUAUUAUUUAAUGCCAAAUGGGACCCAGCGUUGACAAGCCUCCGGAGGGAGAAGGAAGAGGUUCGAUAUUGUAUAUGAAAAAGCAUUAAUUUAGGCACAUGUGUGUCAGACAUUCAAUGCAUAUUCUGUGCUGGGAGGUCAUCAAUAUUGUUGGAGGAUAGCUUGGAGUAUGGAAAAAUAUCGAAAUAAUGUAUUCUUAAACAAAAUUUGUGAUUUUGAUGAAUAUCCUAACGAUUUACUAGGUCCUAAGGAUAUCCUGAGUCUCAAGGAUAUCCUGAGUCCCAAGGAUAUUCGGAGUCCUCAUCUUGAGAAUAUCUGCAAACUAUGUUUCAUAAACUUCAAAAAGGUCUCAAGCAUCUCCAAUUCGAUCUGCAUGUAGAUGUGAGCUCUGAAUAAGAGUGAAUGAGUGAUUUGAAUCUAAAAAAUUGACGGUUGGAACUCAACUCUUCAAGAUUGAGCUUAUCCAACUCACCAGCACUCUGAGCAGGUUAUCGACUCACUCAGAGUGAUUUGAAUCAUAAAGGAGUGAUGAGAUACUCGGCGAGAAGAAUCAGAUUGAAAUUAAUCACAAAAGAGUUCUUUCGAGCGAAGAAUGAGCGAGCUGAGCUAUCAAAGAGUGAUAUGAGGAGAGUUAGUGAGUUCAGUAAUACGAACGAAUGAGUUGCUCUGAAGUCCUCCAGGACUGUUGUGUUGCAUUUUUGAAGUCCCCAAAAAAGUGAGCUAAAGAUUCGAAUUCUUGCAACCACUCUUCCAGUCCUGACACUCCGAACUCCAACUGGAAAGAGUGAUUACUCUCCCCCCGAGCUCCGUACAGGCACUCUUAUCACAUUGAUUUAUUUUUCAACAAGGAAAAAUAGAUUUUCUGGCCCCGAAAAUUCAUUGGCCUGUUUUUUUGGGUCUCCACUUACUCCUCACUCCUUCCUUUCCCUUCUCGCCCUGUCGAUAGCUUGAUUUGGGUUCCAUGGGUUUUGUUGUUCCCCCCCCCCCCCCCUCCCAUCAACCCACAUAAUCAAUCUUUUGUUUGGCUCCGAGUUUGUUUGGAAUUUCUUCCGGGGAGAUCUUCCUAUUCCCUAGCAACAAAAGGCAAAAGUGUGUCUUCACGUAACAGGACAACGAUUGUGUUUGCAAACACAAAGGCCCGAUUACAACCCGAAGAAAAGCCUUGCGAGGUAUGCCCCACUGCAGCUCCCGAGAUCCUGAUAAGGUGAAUUGAACGUAUUUUCCGCACGCUCUUUGCCUGACACGGAAGAAUUUCGGCUUGAUUUUCUCGGCUGUGUUCGUCGACAUGUUCUCCGAUACCCCCGAACAGCCCGCUGAUUUGUGUUCAUCGCGAAUGUCACAAAAUACAGCAGGCGCCGCCACAGGAUAUGCAUACCGAGCGCAUUUUUAUGGUGGCAUUUCUUGGCCACCCGAAACACACGAGAUUUAUUUGCUGUCGAGGGUGAACGAAAAACGUGAAAAAGAACAAACUGUCGGGAUCAAUCCUCCCCUGCGCAAACCAAAGAAGAAAAAAAAAAAACAACACCAGUCUCCUACCCGAAAAUCUAAACAGAAAAUCUUGCAAAAAAUCUACAAUUCAAGAUUCAACAUCGGUUGGUGGGAGGUGAAAGUUUCACUCGAUAGAGAAAAAAAAAUCCCCUCCAUGCAUAGGAAAAAAAAGUUUGCACACAGGGAACACACACAGGGCGUGUGGAGCGCGCAACACACGCUCGCGAAAUACUGGCCGCGACGGAAGCAACGGAAGCACAAAUUUAUUUUAUUUUGCCACAAACUUUUCCCUUCAUCACGUUCGGCGUGGAAGUUUUUUUGUUUUGCCCCCCCCCCCCCCCGCCACCCCCGAAGGCAAUGUGAUUAAGGCGGAAGGUUUUGUUGUUUGGUUUAGUCCGUGUUUUUUUUUCUUCUGUUCUGUCUCGGUUUGCUGAUCGUUCCUUCGUUCGUUUGUGGUGGUUUGUGCUGGCAGAAAUUCAGAAUCCUCGCACUCUUCAGUAAGUUAAGCGGUAGUGGGUGUGUGUGUGUGUGUGUGUGUGUGUUGGGUAGAAUUUGCUUUCCCGGCACGCAUUGCUGCAAUCGUGUAAGCGAUUUGUAACGUUUCCGUGUAGCGCGCGGCGCACUAAAGCAAGCAACAACACAAACCCAAUCUUAACGUAGUUUGAGUGAGUGUGUGUGCUUUCCAAACGCAAAAAAGUUCAGCACACGGCGGUCUAUCCCUCAUAUCACCACACUUUUCAACUCGUUUUGCUAAGAGUUUUACUAUUCGCGUCACUCCACUCGUUGGCUCGCAUUUAUCUGCGCUUAAAGCAGCCCGAUAAGAUAAAGACUGUGAUUCUGUGUGAUGUUUUUCCCUUUUCGCUUUGCUGGAGCUAAUGGGAACGAUUGAGUUUUUUAAGUGAGCCAAACAGCAUGAAAAGAAGGAAUGGAAAAUGGGAAAAGCUCCAGCUCUCUAGGAUAGGUUCGUGUUUUUUUUUUGUUUUCUGUGGAGAUGUUUUAUUACUUUACUGCCAACCGAAAGUCUAGUUUGGAGUUGUUUCGCUGCUUUUUCUUUCUUUUGAAUGGAUAGCUGCUGCUGCUCCAGGAGGAUGUUUUCUAAUGGCCCCGGGAAUGAGGAAAUGAUUGGCGACAUUUUUCAUUGCCCAAACCACUGCCACCGAUCCGAUGAUUCCGUGCGAUAGUCCGCCGCAUGCCGCAUCAACAUUAGCUCUGUACUUUCGCUUUCGUUAAAGCCGACCAAAAACGGCAAAACCCGACCCAGGAGACCUAGAUCCAAGGUUCCUGUAUAACGCAAGCCAAACAAGGCGUUGGCAGAAGCGCUAGAGAGGUUGUGUUUUGCUUUGAAAUUUACAUAAUUUAAAAGCGUUUGUUUUUGUAUUAUCAGUAUCUGUAACUUUGCAAAGCCUUCGUACAAAUUGGCGCCUUAAAGUAUGCAGUGUGUAUGACACAAGCGCGCUUAUUAGCGCUUUUCCAGCAGGCCUGCUUGUUGCCGCUUGGGAAAACACGGACGGACGGAUCGAUCGUAGCGCCUCGUCUGUCGUUAAUUCACGCUGCUGCUCCAUUCAUUCCGCCCUGCUAUCAUCAUAAAAAAGCUUCCUUUUUUUCUACGAAAAAAAAAAGCAUCUCCCACAGGAGUAGAAAAGUUAGGCAAUCUCUCCGGCCUUCUUUCCCUCCCCUGCCAUCCUUUUUUAUUUUCUAUUCACCCGCGGCGGAACCCUAUUCGUUUGAUUUAUGCGCUCGCGUAAUGAAAUCUUGGUCCCAUUCCCCCCCCCCCCCCUAAACUGCUACGCGAGGUGAUGCGAACGCCCAGCAGCGUUUAAUACGCACGCAAUACAAAUGGCGCAAGCAUCAGCGUUUGCCGGGGAAUGGUGGUGGUGGUGCAAAAUUGCUCUAAAAGCCAAAACAGCACCGACCAAUUGGGGGGGGGGGGGGAAAGGGAUAAGGAAAAAGGCAUAAUAAUAUGCUCCCUUAUGGGCCCCAUAUUUGUGCUCCACGCGCAGCCUCUCACCGUUGGCUCUUGCUUGCGCUGGUUUCGUGAUUGCUUGUUUGCUACCCGCUCGCUCGAGUGUGAUGUACGGCGUCUGGGCGUGUGCGGCAUGCCCCGGAAAAGUGUCACACACUUGGGCCUGUCCGCGGUUGAUUGGCCGCUUUUCCAUCUUGCCGUUUUGGCGCACGAUAAAAUGUGAAGCAAGAGCUAAUAGUCGUCGUUAGGUGUCGCGGGUUGAAGCUGUUUCGCUCCUAAAAUGAUGUCCCCGCUCGCCCCUGCUGGUACAAAUUCAUUGCCCGCCCUGUGUCAUCGUGUGUUGGUUCUGUCAUGGCUGCUGCUCAAAUAAGCAGCAACCAAAAAAAAAAAAAAAAGAAAAGAGUCAACCUCGCGAUGGAGACGCAUGGCCUUUUUCGUUACCACGUGGAGUGUAGGUUGUUGCAUUGGGUGAAAGGGAUGGAAGGGGAGGACAAAAAAGGGGUGACAACCCCCAGUCACACUGCUGUCUGUCAAACGGUCGACGUGUGUGUGUGUGUGUGUGCGCAUGGUUGACGCGCCAUCAUUUGCUGCCACUGCUUCACGCCAGCCAAACGGAACAGCUUGACAGCUGAGAAAACGGGUGCCUUCGAAUUCGGUUUCUCUCACCUGACACACACACGCCACCACCGCGCCGAUAAUGCCGAAGAUGGAUGGUGACAACAACAGAAACAGCAUAAAAAAGGUACAUACUGGAAACAAACACACACACACACAGGCAACUAAAGAGCAAAAGAGAUGGGACGACGAUGCGUUUGUCACACUAAUCUUUCACACGUGCGUGCAUUGGUUUGCGUUGUCAAGCAGUCGCGGCCUGCCUGCCUGCCCGCUGAUCGGAAUGAUUGAUGUCUGUAUGGGAAAGGGUGGGUGCUGCUGGGUGGUGAGUGGUGGGAGCUUCUUCCCUGCCAGAUUGGCGAAUAGAAAUGGAGAACAAAAUCGGCACCAGCUAAAAGAAGAUGUAAAAGAAAAGUGUACUGCAACGCAACGCACGGCAGAAGCCGCCCUCACUGUUGGGAUGAAUAGCAAAUACAGGGGGAAAGAGAAGGGGGAAAGAGAAGGGGUGGAAAACGGGGUGCUGUGGAGGCUUGCUGUAGGUCUUGAUUUCUGAGGCGCUGGGUGGAAAGCCCCCGUAUCAAAGCCCGCUUGUUUCAAUUACCGUAUUCUUGUCACCUAAACCCGUUCCCUCCUGCCUUUCACUCGGUUGUCUAGUUUCUUGCGUGUGCUGCCUUCUUUUCUGCCUUCUUUUCAGCGAAAAACUCGCACACAGUGCACGAGCCAAGCUCGAUAGAUCAAGAUAGGACGGGGAAAAUAGAAAGGGGCACCCACACACGCCUAGAGUAUUGCUCUGUGCCUCUGUGCUGUAACGCCUACACGCGAUCGAGCGAGCAAGACAGAGAGAGCGAGUGAUGGAAAGGGCAGGGAGCAAGAUAAAAACAUGCGACGCCUUAGGUGGCAUGAUGAUGGUACGCUCCAUAUUUGGAGUGGCCACACACGCCAGCACAUUUUUACAACACGCGCGCGCGAGAACGCUUUUUAUGCGCGCCGUCUUCUCUCCGUCGUCACUCGCUUUUUGAGCUUUUCAGCGAGCCGUUUGAAUCUGUUAGUGAAGCAGCGGACGCGUGUGUGGCUUCUAAUUUGCUAUUACAGCGAAGAAAGACACGCCAUGUGUGGAUUUUACUGUCCUGGCAAAACUGUUUAUUGUGCAGCUUCUUCUCACUCUCUGAGGUCUGAGGUCGGAUACGUUGGUGCGAAGCAUUUUGUACGGAAAUUUGUGCUGUGGAGAUCACCGUGACGUGUGUUGUUUGGUGUGCUUUGGAAGGGUAAGCUCGAUGGUGUAGUAAGUGGGUGUAAAAAACUACUACUGUAUUGCUAUUUUCAACGUUUCUUUGGGUCAAAAAAGAUUGACGUACUAGGAGUGUCUGUCUUAUAGAGUGAUUUAGAAGAUGCUAAGCUCUUUUGCUACUGCUCUUUGCGAAGUAUAAAAUUCCAUUUGCUUUCAAAUAUUGAAUUUUUGCUGUAAUUCAUAGUCCUUCAUCAAUUUUUGUCUGUUUUUAGGUUUUCAUUGUGCUUUUGCCUUACUUAAUUCCAUGUAUUAGACCUAUAUGCGUACACGAAAAAGCCGUAGUGGUCCAAUUUUUGUGUUGUUUCAUUUUGAUAUUCGAUCGCAGAACCGCAAUGUCAGUAGAACGCGUACUUAUCGAUUCGAAUACGAGCGCUGAUCCCUUCCGGAUCGUUUCAAUUGCACUAGUAUCGUACUAUUUCAAUAGAAAUACUACUCUAAAGAAAGAAAAUUGUAUAUUUGGAGCAAAAGCGCCCCAAAACAGAUUUCCAAACCAACUCUAAAAGCUUAAACUGAGCUCUUCAUGGUCCAGCAAGCGUACGGAAUACUUUUAACCCAUCCUAUUCUAAUGUAAUAAGCACGUGCUGGACAAAAAAACACUGUGAGCCCAGAUUUGUGGAAAAAAGUUUUCCAUUUUUAUAGUGGGUUAAAUCCCUUUUCCCCAUUGUAAAAUGCACACAUUUUUGCACGCUCCGUAGUGGGUAAAUGCAUCGUUGCACUUAGUGGCGAGGAGCUGCCUCUCCUUACCCUGUGCGACAGACACAAAACACACACAUGUGCAGUAGCUGAAUGCAGUUCUUCCUUUAGUGUGGGGAGAAAAGGGAAAAGAGGACAAUGAAUGGAAGGGGCUGGUGGCUGGCAACCCAAAGUACACUAGAAAAAUGGCACUGGGCGACUGGGACGUUUCUUUUCUUUUUCUCUCUUUUCCUCUGUAAAGCAUACAGACACACACACUGACAAGAAAAAAAAAAUACUGCCGACCACCGGAAAAGUAAGUACACGGCACAAAAUGUUGAAAAGGAUGUGUUGGAGAAGAGGUGGACACACGGACACACAUACGCAGAGGGGGGGAAGUGGAGUGGAAAACCCCCAACAAGAAUAAGACCGGGUGUGCACACACAUGGUGGCUUGCUGGGAGGCGAAGCAAAAAGUGUCUCGCAUGAGGAUUGUAAUUCUAGCGCAAAGAAGCGGGUGGAAGAGAUUGGUAGGAAGAGGCUUGGGUUAUGCACUUGUAUGCGCUCUUCACACGUCGUUGCAUUUUCCGCUCCUUCCCUUCUGGGGGGGGGUGGGUGGAAGGGUUUUGUUCCACCCUCUUUCCUCUUAAUGUACUUUUUUUGUACGCGUUUUGCUGCUUCCUUCGCGGUGCAUUCGUCUGUAAGGGAUGUUCGUUCAACGUUCAAGAGUCGCCCGUUUUAGUCACAUUUUCUUCUCUUUACAACACCCAGCGCUAUUUUCCAACAUCUCUUGUCCUUUUACCACACACACACACACACACGCACGCCGGUGACGCGUCACUCAUCGUUUACAAUGUCUGGUGCCAAACAAGGUACACACACGCGCGCGCGAACCUUAUUCUUCUGCCCGGACAGGAGACAGAAUGCCUGGGGAGUGUGAGGACCUAACUUCCGUCUGUCUAUCUGAGGACACACACAUGUGGAAGGUAUGUGCAUCCAAAGAGACAGAGAACAAAAAGAAGACUACAUGACGGUGUGUGGGUGUUCACAAAACCUUGCUGAAGGUGCAAAAGCAGCCUAUGUCGUCCCUUUUUUUUCGUUGAACUUCUACCGAUUUUUCUGCAAACUGUGACGACCCAACACUCUCGGCCGGUGUAAAAUGUAUGUAUCGGCGUCGCGUCUAGUUUGAGGGUUGACUUUUUUUUGUCGCUGUCACACACUGCAACCCUUUCUCGAAAGGUAACUUCACUUGUUUUGGUGCACUGCGAGAGUGACUUCUAUUCACAUGAACUCCGCAAGACCUCUCGUGUGAGUGUGUGUUUGUUGCCAGAAGCGAAAAAAAAGAGUAGCAACCAGCUUGUAACUCCACUGCAGUCCUCACAGUGUUACAUGAAAGUUUACACCUUUGUAUUUUUUUUUCUGCUACGUUCGCGGACGACAAUGUACAAAUUUGGGCUAAUCCCGACCCAUUUGCGCCUGUCCGCCUGUCUCCAUCGCUUCUAGGCGUCUUGCAGCAGGCCCCUCGUAACGGCCCCCGGUAACGAAGGCAAGUGGAUGGGAAGGGUUUAUUUCAGCACCUUUUAAGGGUGAAUAUUUGGCAUUAUUUUUCAAUUUUACGACCCGAUGUGUUUUGCGACCCAUACAUACACUGACAUGGAGAGGUGCGAAACGUGUUGGAAGCUAGAAACUGCCAGCACGAAGCUAAACCUAAAGGUGGUGGAGCAUUUUUUUUUUCUUCUACCAUCCCGUCUCGUUCUAGCCACUAAUGGGAGGACGUUUGAGGAGCUUACCUGUGGCCCCAGGAAGGAUAGGGAAGGAAAAAAAACGAACGAAUGCCAGCGAGCAAAACACAUUUGUAACUGACUUUAUGACGUUUUCACUUCACGCUUUUAUGGUGAUGAUGAUGGCGACGAUGGGACGCAGGAGGGGCACGAUGGAAAGAGGUGUAUAGGGAGCACACAAACAACACCGAUCGAUACCGUUGAUACACGCUACCUGGUUGCGUGAGCUUUUGCCGGCUGUAAUUUCUUAGCCUGCAAGCGUUUUCUCACUGCGGGAUCCGUGCGCUCGUGUGGAAACCGUGCUUUGAAGGGUUAUUUGGUACAAUUUUUAUUACUUUCUCCUGUGCGGGGCGUGUAAGCAAUAGAGGCAAUAGAAAAUGAAUUUGAAAACACAGCCCACGCACACACACACAGGAAGAACUUGCUGCCUGUAUGUACUCCCGUACAGGCAAAAGUUCUGCGCGUCGCGAGUUUUCACACGUUUACGACGGACGACUGCGGGAAAACCAGCACAACAGUCGAAUUGGUUUUCCAAUGGGUAUUUUCCCUAUUCUCUCUCCAACUCCAACAUGGCUAGCACGGUGUAACACAUGUUGAAAUGUAGCCGAAAAAACCAACCAACAAAAAAAGUCGUCGCACAUGAUCCCCACCCUUGUUACGUGCGUAAUACGAUAAUAAUGUGUGUGUGCGUGCCGUGUUUCGAGACGGGAAGAUGUAUUUUUAAUCACUUUCCUUGUGUUUUUCACACCCUUCUGAGUUCGGGGGGAGAGCGGGAAGGUUUACGGGAUGCUGCUCACUUUAAUUAGGAAGAACAAAUGCGACAAGCGCGGAGAGGGGGCAAAGCACAGCAAAAAAGAAGUGAUGAGGAACGCGGCGAGUUAAAUGGAACAAAUUUCUCAUUUUACACCGACCGCGACAUCCGCUGGUGUGUGUGCGCCCAACAACAAGAGAGGAAAAGCAUACACACACAGGGAAAACCCCCCAACCCCAUCCACCGGAGGCCCCAGGGCGCAUACGGCGCAAACAAAUGAAUGGGUUGAAGUGAAAUUAUUAUGGCACACAUCUGGUGCCGUGCCCGUUCGGCCCGGCUGGUGUGGUGGUCGUUGAUCGUAUAAAAUAAACAUUAAACAAAUAAUUAAAUAGUAGCUACGGUCAUGGGGACACAGCACACACACGCUAUGGGGUCGGCGCAAAGAUGGUAAACCGUGCCGCUGCUAGAGCGUUUUGUCGCAGCGGUCGAUGCGCUUUACCGCUGCUGGAACCGUUCCAAGGCGCUACUGCUGACGACUGUUUAUGUCGUGCUGGCGCAGUUGUGGUCUUCCGAGAGGAGGGGGGGGGGGGAUGAUGAUGGUCUAAGCGGGGAGCAGCAGGAAAUGCAAUAAAACCCGAUAAAAAUAACCCAAAAGCAGCAAGUCACUUCCAAUACCAAGGGAAAUGAUGUAGCAAGAAAUGGGGAUUUAAGGAAUUCAGUCUUUACAAUGUUGAAAUUGGUAGCUUGGGGUGUAAGUUUUCUUAAAAAGUUGCUAAAAUGGUUUAAAAAGUGUACAUCGUAAUGUGCCAAGCAUAACUUUAGGCGUUUUGUUACGUGAGUUGCAUACUUUAAGGCGCUCAAUGUAGUUAUGUCGUAUUUUAUCCUAAAUUUAGGCAAAUCUAGUGACAAAAGCACCUUGUUUUGCAAUUUGAAGACAUGUUUUAAGCCCAACCCAGUCUCAAACCAAUUGGAAAUUGGUACCAAGAAUCAAUAAUCUACUGUCCCAAAAAUGCUUUCCCCAAUCGUCCUGGAACUUUAAUUUCGUUCCAUGACAUUAAAUUUCUGGGAAAAUGGGGAAACCGAAAGGUACCGAAACUUCAACCUUCCACCAAAGCCAACGCAACGCAAGGUGAUGAGAAAUAGACUUCAGGCUUAAAUGUCGUCAUUAUUAUUGCCUUUCGCUACGUGCCUACGUGCCAGGCGGGAGGUAUUUGGAGGAGAGAACGGGAGCAAAAAACAACAAAAUGCUUCCCCCCCAAAAUCAUUUGGAACGCAGCGGAGGCGAUGGUCCUGACUUGCAUAACCCAGAAUUGUCCUUUCUUUAAGAAGCAGGGGCAGGAGUGGAAGGAUCGAUCGAUGGACGUUCCUCCCCACCAAAUGAACGUUUCCAUCUUCGCCAGAACACACACGCACACACACACACGCACACAGGUGCCGUGCAGGCAACAACGAUUUUCGUCUGAUAAUUAAUUUUCCAUCGAUCUGUCCUUGCCCGGCGACUGGAUGGCCAGAGAUGGCUGGGGAAUACGACCACCCCGGGGGGUGGUGAAAGGAAAUGGUGAAGAAAACUCCGGCCUGUGUGAGUGAGUGUAUCGUAAAAGGCAAAAAGUAUCAAUUUUCCCGAGUUUUCCUGGGCAGUUUUCUUUUUCCGCCUGCGGCAGCCUUAUUUGGGACAAAUGAGACACCGAGCAGGGGAUAGUCGUCGAGAAUUGCGAAAAAAAAAAAAAAAAUAGGAAAUCGAAAAUCUUUCUCUCCUCUUGCGCGGCUUGUUUCUUUUCCGCCUCACCUGCUGCAAGUUCUUCCAACCCCGUCCUGCACCAUGCUUUCGGUGUUUGACUGGGCGAGUAAUUGGUCUGGAUUUAUUUGUGUGCCCUUAGGCGGCUGAAUGGACGUGGGUGGAGGGUGGUAAAACAGGCAGAAGCAUCUCGUGUCUCGUCGUGUGCGCUGCGUGAGCGUGUCCUUUUAGGGCAUUCCAAUCCCCUCGAGAUUGCUGACAAAAGGAAGAACCGUAGCACCCGGAAGGAACUGAAACUAGUACCACACACACAGACACACCAGUAGAGCUCUCUCUCUCUCUCUCUCUCUCUCUCUCUCUCUCUCUCUCUCUCUCUCUCUCUCUUUCUCCAUGCAAACGAUACGAUAUUUUGACAAACUGCUGGUGGACUUUUAAGAAGGAAGGCGAAGGAGAAAGCAUACCGCUCGACAAUAAUAGUCCUGACGAAAAUGCUAAGAAUCAAUUGAAAUCGCUCCUCUCUUCGGAAGCAACACGACACGGCAAUGGUACAGGUACAAUGGAACCCUACACUCCCGGACCCGGAAACAAUGUGUUCAAUGGAGCGGGGAAAGGGGCAUAGAGGGGAGAGGGUCGGGGGAUCGAUGGUAGUCGUCCUUUUGCUCGUUGAUUUCCCUGCUUACGUUGCCGAGAACAAUGCAACCGUUUGCUUCCACCGUUUGCUCUCUGUGCAGAAAAAUGGGAAAAUUGCGCGGUGGGGAGGGGGGGGGGUGGCAAUCCCAGAUAGAAAUCAUCAGAAAACGGAAGAGACAUAAUAAAAGAACGUCUUUGCUGUUGUUGUUGUUCGCUGUCGUCUUAGAUUGGUGCAUCUUGUAGAAAUUUUUGGCUGUUUUUUUUUCGUUGCUGUUGCUCUGCUGUUGUUUGGCUGAGCGUACAAAAUUUGUAACCGUUGAAUUCUUUCAUGUUUUUUGCGUUCCGAUUUCGAUCGUCACCCCCACGCGGAAAUUACCUAUUUCGGUACAGUGCGUGCGGUAAAAAUAGGGCAUUGAUGUUGGGUAGGGAUUGUUUUCUUCAAUUUAUUUUUGUAUUUUUGCAAUUAUCUAAUACAGGCGUUCCUUGGGUUACGACCCUCUCGAGUUACGACGAUUUGCAGGAACGACGAUGUUGACUUUAAAAGAUAAAAGUUGUCAUUGAGAAUAAAUGUAUUUUUUUAUUUCAUGCUGAUAACCGUAAUAUUUAUAUUUACAAAGAUUCCCCAACUACAAACAAAAAAAAUUAUAUCCUGCAAACGUCUUUUGAUUUAAAAUUAAAAUUUUAUCGAACAUUUUUUUCAAUAAAAAACAGGAUAUCAUAGAUUUCGACUCUUCAAAUUGGAAUAUGAACUAUAUAUUGACAGAUAUUCGACAUACAACUAUUUCGACUUACGCCUUGCUUUGGGACAUUGUUUAGGUAAAAAAAUACAUUCGUAUUUCGGGAGACACCUGUACAUACGUUCCUUUAUCAAAAUUGGUAUGGAAAAUACAGAUAUAUUUUUUUAUGUACGGUAAUUAUCAGUUAUUACAAUCCUACAUUUGACAGUUACUUUUACUCUAUUGACUAGCUAUUUGAAUUACACUUUCAGCUUCGACAUUGAGUAAUGUGAUUUUCUUUAAAGAAAUUUUGAUUCAGAACUAAAAAGGUGGGAAUUUUAAGCAAGAACUAGUAACGAAAUAUUGCUAUUUACUUUCAGGUUACAUUUUUUGAAUGAUAACAGUAAUUAGUAAUAAGUAACUGGUCUUUGGGAUUGUGAAUGUUCAACUGAUCAUUGAAAUCAUUCAAUCGAAAUCAUUGAAUGAAAUCUAAGGAGAAAGUUAUUCAGUAAAAGCAGCAUAUUGACCAUACUAAGCUACAGUUAAGUAGUUGGAAGAAACUUAACAAAGGUUAAAUUGAUAGACCAUGAAACCCAAUUUCUCAAAUUUGCUGAAACCAUUUACUGACAUCUAAGAAAAGCAAUUGACCACAUUUAUCCGGUUUUACUAGAUGAUUCGCAUCUCUGCUGGUACUGUACUUUGGAACUGGCUUCCUUGGAACUCAUUCCCAAACAUUGCGCGUGACAUCUUUGCUCUUAAACAUCCUUGCAUACGAUACCAAAGCUCUACUGCACGAGUUACCUCAAUAUAAAACCGUAAAUUGUUGGAUUUUUUGACAGACAAACUUUUUUUUGUCACACACUGUACCACAAUUUACACAGUUUUGAUUUCGGCUUACCUUUUUUUCUUCUUUAUAUCCUGCACGGUUUGCACGGCGAAAAAAAAAGAAAAAUUGGCGCACGUCAUCCUGCCCAAGAAGUGCCAUUUUCCGGAUGUUCUUUCAAUCAUCAAUGCGCACACACACACACACGAACAACCUUCAGCACACUGUUGUCUCCUUGUAUUCCCCCUCUGCACCAGCUCUGCAUCGAAAGUAAGAAAAGAAGGCUCGAUUAUUCGCCUCUAAUGGCUAACGGAGGGAGCACGGGGAGAGGUUUUCGUCAGCCUCUGUCGCACACCGUGAUUUGUUUGUAAUGAGGAAAAAGAAUCGCUCCAAGAGACGACAUUUCGAAACGAAGGUGCUAAUUUAGGGACUGUGAAAGCCCCCUCCCUUUGGGAACCUGCUCCUGUUACACCACGAUUUCCGGGAGUAAAGGGAGCAAACCGACACGAAGUGAUUGUCAUUUCGCACACACACACACAACGAUGUGCUUUGAUGCUGCUGAAUGGGCAAUGGCAGCAUACCACUCGCACGGAAGGGGGAAAAGCGCGUAACAAUGGCAAUCGAUCCAGCAUCGAUUGUUGACGGAGAAUCAUAGUCCUCUUCGUCGUCGUCAUCAUCACAAUGCUUUCGAUCUGUGUAUAUGUUUAAUGCCGUACUUUCCUGCCGUAAAAUGCUGCCUCCUGUCUCGGCCCUCAUUUCAUCCCUCUUUGGGAAAAUGGGCAAAGCCACGCUUUGUUUGUCACUUCCCGUACUAUUUCCCGUUAUAUCGGUUUCCCUUUGCUUUGCGGGGGUUUCUUCCGUGGAGCAGCCCGCAACGAGUACGACGAUUGGGCACGGUAGAUAAGGUGCGCGUGUUCGGGCAGCUGCUCACUGCUACUUUCAAACAAAAACGCACACACACAAAACAGGGGCCCCCGGAGGGACUGUAAUGUCCACCCGAGGGGAGAGACAGGGGGCUCUUUUUUUCGGGGUGCGUUUCGGGACGCGUUCUUAACCGAAGGGAGGCCUACGCUACUUUGCAUAACAAUGGGCUACUGAAUUGGCUGCUGAUGGUGAAGAUCGAUGCUUGGCUUUCGUCAAACUCUCCCCAACUCCCACAAGACUACAUUCAACAAAAACAACAACAACAACAACGAGAUCCUAAUGAUGGUUGACGUUUCUGCCGAGCGGGGAACAUUCCAACCGGGCAUUGGCAAGGGUGAACAAUUGGCCCCCGAUCAACCAAACGAGAUCAGAAGCGCACCAACACCAACCGGAGUGUCACUCCGGAGCUCUUUACUGGGAAGGUGAAGGUUUUGUGGGAGUUUGCUGGAGUACCUAUCUCGCCCAACCGAUCGCGUGCCCGAUCAAUUUCUCGGGAGUUCGGUCGCGGGUCGUUAAAAAUUUAAAUGAAAGAUGAUAGAUUGGUACCAGCUUCCGUCGCUGGUUGCAGUUUGGAGGGGGGGGAGGGAUGAGAUGCCCGUUUGUUUGUAUGUUUAAACGUCCGACGCUUUGUACGCGUCACUCCGGUGUUCCGUUAGUGCACGGAGCCCCCUUUGGGUCCAGCAGCAGUUAAUCUUGAUCUGUUGGUGUGUGCCACACUCUGUCACACUGUAUCCAGGAGCGGGUUCUCGGCGGUUUGCACCUUUCGUUCCUGUUCCUACCGACUUUCUGGUGGCAUAAAUGUCGCUUCGUACGUAAAACCGGUAGCUGGCAAACAACCAAACACACACAGACGUACCAUUACCGGGUGCUUCCGUUCUUAUCCGCGUGUACGUGUACGUCCACCAGCACAAUGCUUUUAGCUAAUGUUGAUAGACACAUACACCUCUAUUCAAUUUACAUUUGCAAUCUAUCCGCUCUCUCUCUCUCUGUCUCUUGCCCUUCACUUUGCUGUCCAGGAAACGGAGGCAAAAAUCCCCUCCGAUAUACACACUGCGUGUAGGCUCAAUUACUUCGUCUUAUCUCAGAGCGCUCACCCCGGUUUUGUGUUGUGUGGUGUGUGCCGCACGCACCCCUUUUGUGAAACCAGCUCCGAGACCAGCUCGACGUUCGCCUACGCGACGACGACGACUUGCUUUAACGCCUGCGUUCAUUACUCUCGACCGUCCGUCCCGGAGACACCGGACCGCGACAUGCUACUACCGUACGCCACAUCAAACCGGGCAUCCCAUAAAGGCAAGUCGCAGAGCGGCAGCGACCAAGCACCCAGACACGGGGUGGGCCUGAAAAGAUGAAUAGAUUAUUUAUUAUUAAUUUUAAUUAAAUGUUUAUCGCAAAAUGGAGAUUUGCCGUUGCCGUUGCUCUGUUGCUCUGUAGAAAACCCGAAUAAGGAAUGGGGGGGCGGGGGGGGGGGGGAGUGGGAUAGAAGGCAUGGAGGGGUUGGUGUUUGUACGGGUGUUUGUCCAUAUGCCCAUCAACAAAAAGGCGGCCCGGUGUUGUUUCGGAUGCUUGUCCUCGUCGUCGGAUGGACGGGGUCCAUAUGGACAGAGUAGCAGCAGCAGCAUCAGUAGGCAAACCCACACGCAUUGGCAACGCGUUUUGUGCAGGUCUUUGGGCUUUGAAGAAGCGAGGGAGUCUUAAUCCUUCGCUUUGGACUUGACGCUUGGAAGGGAAAAUGGCGAAACAAUUCACACUAGCUUGACUUGGAGCUGGAGGUUGAUAGGGGAUGUUGCAGGUCGUGCGUAUCUCUAUGAGCCUGUGCGGUACUGAAGCCUAUGCUUUGGAGUUUCUGGAGACGGGGUACAUUGGAGGGGGAGGCUUUUGUAGUGUAACAGAGAGCAUCAGCAUCCGUUUUUAGAGGUCUCGGCUGGAGGUGGAAAGGUUUAUAUGAGACAAGAAACGGUAGUAAUUGUUGCUCUGUGUCGCAUUCUUCGGGAGUGCUCGGACGCAUUGGAGCAUCUUGGAGUUUCUGGGAUGGUAUGGGGAACUUUGAGCUGCUUCUAGGUUCCAGAGUUCACAGACGACAGUACGAUCAUGUUUUCCAGUUGUUCUCAAACAGAUUGAAAAGUGAUGCGUUUGACGUUUGAAGCUUUUUGUGGUGGUCAUCAGAUUCUGACAUUGGGAGAUAUCUUUAUCUUGGAGAGCAUACCAAGUUAUUGGUUUUUAGGAUUUCCCAAUAUCUUGAGAGUCAUCUUAACCUAUAAAGGUUUCUUACCGUUUUGAAGAAUGAUGCCAUAAUCUUGAAGAUUCUUCCUUGCAAAUUGAUCAUUAUUUAUUUCUUAGGCACCAGACGUGCCCCAAGUUUAUCUGGAACGGUCCAACAGAUGAGUUGAGCAUCUGUACGAUAUCAGACAUUCGCUGCACCAGGCUUGCAAACCCCUGGAACAAUUGUUUUGCCUCCCAUUUAAUGCAUCCGUGUGCCAUAACCGGAGACUUUCCAUUUUAAUACAACCCUUUUUCAUCCCAGCCAGCAGCAGCAGCAGUCCACAUUGCUCCCAUUGUUGAACGGUGAGAGAAGAGUCAGUUUGCUGUGCACUCUGCUGCUGCUGGUGCUGCUGUUGCCGCACCAAAAGUGCAAUUAAUUGUCGUGGCAGUUUAUGGCUGGCCAUGGGGAACCACUUGGGGCCAUCUUUUAGGCGCACACAACGAAAUCGCACAUACAAAAGUGCACACCCGGCUGGGUUGGGUGGACGAAAAUUAGGUCAUGCUGGCACAACAAACACAAAGGAAAGCCCACCGUCUGUGCAAUUGUUUUCUUAAAUGUAUAUCAAUUAAUGUCGUACGCAUUACUGCCUGCAAAGAGUGCGAGAGUAGUGGCCCCGGGCAGAAUAUGGUGACUGUCGCAUCAAUUUGUCUUCAUUGUGCCGUGAUUGUCCCGCUGCCGUUGCAAUGCGUGCUAUGGAAGAAACGCAAACCCAUUGCGCUGCAUCAUCCCGCCUUUUGCCAUUGCCCUUGACCCCACGGUGGGUGGCUUUUUAAGGCAAGCAAACCCAAUCGAACCGAGGCAGAAGCGACAGCACCAUUAGAAGCAGACGGUUGUGUAACAUUUGGCGUCACACACACAUACUCCAAUGCUGGAUCGAAGCUGCAAAAACAAAAAGCAUUCAUUUAUCAAUCAAUCGUGCUGAGUUGUUUAUUUUGCUGCUUUAAAGAGUAACCUCCCGGCGAACACGCGUAUGGAACACGGCGCGCGUUAAGUGAUUUUAAUUUAUGCCAUUUGCGUACUGACUCGGUGUGUUGUUGGGGUUUGUCGUAGUCGUUGUCGCCACUGGUCGUCGCCCAGUGCUGGAAUAUAAAGUGAAAAGAUUAAAAGACACACUCGCAGAAUCAAUACUUGGUCGGGGAUGCGAGACGAAUCCGAUUGCCGAAGGAAUUUCAAUUCUCCACGCUCGAUCGCCGCGCACUGGCUGAAGCGAGGGUGAAAUCAAUUUGUUUGAUUAAAAAAUUAAUUAAAACAAAACCACUCUUCGCUGGGCGCGGAAAAUCCCAGCGCACAGCCAACGAACGAUCAGCCACACUUAGGGGCCACACGAUCGCGAAGUGGCCAAUAAAACGGUUCUAGGCUUCGGCGAGGAUGCUGCGGGGCAGAAAAAAUCCUCCGAAAUACACAUUAAAGCUAAAUGAAGCGUAUCGCGAUGGGAAAUAGUCGGCAGCAAAUAUCCUGCUUGCUGUUCUUUUUUUUUGUCAUGUUUGUGCUUCCUUUUUUUGAUUUCUUGGAACGGAUUUGAGCCCCAGUGAAGCCGGUAGCUAGCACAGUUUUCCCCCUGCCAAAGCUGAUUGUAGUGAAAUAAAAAUCUAAAAUUGUUCCCAAAAAAAGAACACACAGAAGCUAUUACCUUUUCUCCCCCUUCGUUACGUACAAUUGCAAGGAUUCGAAAUUAGGUUUUCCAACCGGGUGACCGAAACACUAAUCGACCUCCGGUGCGAUUUGUCAGACGUGCGUUUUUUUGCUUAGUUGCUCCUUGACCGAGACUCUCAAGAAUCUUGCUCAGUGGCAUAUUGAAGAAGGGGAAGCACGCGUACCAUAAUUAACUUGCAACAUAUUUUCCACCGCCCGACGUCGGAUUUCGUAUGCCUGUUGAGUUGUGGAUAGAAUUUCCGUUUAAAUUAACAGUGGGAAAUGGCUUAAAAGGGAGAUAGAGAGAGGGAGAGCAAUGCCAUAAGACCUAGCAAGAAAGGCUCCUGAGCAUAAUGUGCGCAAUGCUUUGCACGGUAUCUUUUCCUAAUUUUCCUUCAAAAACCGUUUAAGAAAAAAGGUUCCUGACGCAUAGGGGAAUAGUAAGGACACAGUCCUACGUAUAGAUGUGUGUGUUUUUAUGAGAUAAAUAAAACUCUUGAGAAAUUGUCGGGCUCGAAAACCGGAUGAAAAGGGAAGAAAAAGGUGGCCUCUUGAAAAUUGAUCACCGGUUUUGGUGGUGCGUUCUUUUCGCUCUCUCUCUCUCUCCUUUAAAUUCCCUUUCUUGAGGGCCAUGCUUCAUGAGAGGUACGAUAACAAUAGACUGACACACAUAAUCGAGCACACAUAUGUGCGUACGGUGUGUGAAGAGAGAAAGGUGGUACACCCGUCGAGUGCUGCCGUGUUGAGUGUCCCGUCCCUCGGGUGGGGUUCGCUGGGUCUAAUCACAUUCGUAGCACCGUAUUCUCGCAUCCCGUCCCGGUCCCGAAAAGGUGAUCAUACGCGGAUUAAGAGGCUCAGAAUGGAAGAAAUUGGGCGCAGGGAAAAGCGGGUUGCUGAAUAGUUGGAAAUGGGGAAUUCCGUUUGAACUUUGAUCAAGUUCUUGAAGAUGCAGUAGCUCGCUGUAUUUCAGCUUCAAGAGCAUCUCAAGAACUUGUAAUGGAGCAUAUGCAAUUAUGGUUGGGAAUUGGACAUUAAUUCUUCCGAUACGUCAUGGAAAGCAAGUCGUAUAACAAUUUCAAUGUAAAAUGUUUAGUAAACAUGUAACUCAAUAACACAAUUUUCUUUAACAAAUGAGAUACUAUAACACCUAAAAGACAGGCGAGAUAUCAUACAAUACAUGUUCAAUUCAUUCUCAAAUCUGCUUCGAUUCCAGUUGUCUAGGGAAGGAAAGCGAUCCCUCUCAAAUGAAAAAAGAAGGCCGUUAGCUUGUUUUACACACCAUUAUUGUGUUCCGUCUGCUUACGAGUACGCUGAAUUGGAAGUCGUUUACCAUUUCGGUUCGGACCCAGCAGUCUUUUUUACGCAUUUUGGAUCUUGAAAAGCGAAGCGAAACCAGCAACAAAAAAACACCCAAACGAAAGACAAAACCACACCAGUAAAGAGACCACCAGACGCACACACCUAUCAUUCGACAACGAACACACACACAACACACAUCUCGUUGAAUCUCAUAUCCCAAGAAUUGUUGUUAGAAUUGUGUGUGAGUUUGGAGUGGAAAGAUGGAAUAGGGAAGAGAAAAAGGGAAUACCCCGAAAGAUCCAGGUAUGCCAGUACAACAACCUUCACCUUCUCACAGCAGCGGAGAAAAGAUUCGACUUUUGUGAUUGUUCGUCCCGGCGACAGCGAGGUUGAAAUGAGGGAAGAAUUGGAAUAGAAUUGAAGGCCCAGGCGCAGAGGAGACGAUGGGAAGAUCUUUCACAACGACGACGACGACGACGACGACCAAGCCAACGGGAUCAUUCAUCGAUCAGAGGGACUCGCAACAGCCGAACUGUCUGCCUGUCCCAGAAGCCGCAUUCAUCGAUGGGUCGAGGGUCCGGCCCAUUCCGGGAAGGUUGAAAUGUUGUGUCUUACCUGCCCGGUGCCCUGAAGUGCCGUGUUGCGAAAAAAGGUAGACCCGCACGCACACUCAAGACAUUCCAGUGCGCAGCUGCAGCUGGUUCGUCGCAGCAAACCGUCGAUUGUUGUGACCGUUGUAUGUUGAAGUGGCAGCUCACCCUGGUGGUGCUUUGGGAGCGAAUGGCACGCUACGGGAUAUCGAGAGAUCGAGAGAGAGAGAGCGGCGAUGGAUCUUGAAGGAUUCGGUACACCUCAAAGGAUCUGUGCUAAUUCUGAAUGAAUAGAGCGCGGUCGUUUAUGAUGGGACUCUUUUUGCGUGUGUGUGUUUGUGUGUGAGCUGGAUGUUGCACUUUCGGACGGCGGUGUCAGCUGCACUGGCUCGGGGUUUGUUCCCGUGCCAUGUGUUUCUGCCCUGUCGGUGCUGCAUGAUGAUCUAUUCAGGCUGGGCGAGCUUGAAGAGGAUAUAAUGAGCAUCAAACGAUCAUCAAAGUAAGUUGGUGUGAUGCUGAGAUGGGCUGAGAGUGCUCUUCAUCGACCGCUCACCAGUCGAUGGUGUACAGAUGUUUCUGUCUCGUGUCUUGACUCUGAAAGGUUAGACACUAGGUCAUGUUCGAUGUUGGAUAUGGAAAAUCUUUCUUUGUUGAAGAGUAUGACAGUUGUUAAAAUUUUUGGAGCGCCCUACCACUUGUCCAAUCAAUUCAUAGCUCAUUUAUUUGUCCCUUCGUUCGUUCAUUCGACAUUCAAUCAAUGGGCAGUUCACAAAAACCUACCAAAGCAAUUCAUUUUCUACUAGUUCAUUCGAUCGUUCCAUCGCUCAUUUGAUCGAUCAUUCGUUUGUCCAUUCUGAUGGUACUCCAGAGAGCAGAGCGCACCCUUGACUCCGAUCCGACUCCGACUAUUAUUAGUCCGAUUUCGUCUUCGGCAAAAACGGAACCACUAGCUCGAGUCAGAGUCGCCCGGAGUCAUUCACCUGACUCCAGCCGACGCCGGACGACUCCGACUCUGGAAAACUUCGGAAGACUCUGGCCGAUUCUAGACAACUCCGGGCGACUUGGGCUGUCGUUAAUCAUCUAAUACAGGGGUCUCCAAACUUUUCAGUUCGCGGGCCGCAUUGCUUUACAAUCAACGUUGUUAAGGGACAUUUUGACGCUACCUUUGGAAUGAUUGGAAGUUCAAAUCUCGUUUUGAUAAGGAAAUACUUACAAAAUAUAUCAAAUUUCUGCAGCUUUUUUUUAUUGAAUCUUGAUUUUCGUCUUUCAAAAGUAAAAAAAUAAUUUUGAUUAAUUAGUCAGAAAAGACAGUUAUUUAAUUUAACCUUUACCCAGUCAUCGCGGGCCGCAAAGGCUCUUGAGGGCUGCAAGCGACCGGCGGGUCGUAGUUUGGAGACCCCUGAUCUAAUGGAUUGACUACUUUUACUUCAUUCUUACCAUAUUUAAUUGGAAUGGCUGGAAAAUUAAGGAAAUAUUAUUGAAAAUGGCUACAUGUGAUUGGUCCUGCUGAAGUUAAGUCUCAAUAUUGUUUGUUUUAAAUUAAUUAAAAGCGAUAUCAUUGGCACAGUCGUUAAGCGUCAUUAUUGUGACGCAAAUAGCGAACAACAAUAUUAAAAAAGGUUCUUCUUCUAACUAAAAUAACUUCUUCUUUUAACUUCUCCAAGGUAAUGAGACUCUACUGAACAAUAUUGAAGCUCAUUCAAAAUGUUACUCAAAACAUUAAUCACAAUUUGCGACCCAAGCAUCAGAAUCCGCAAAUAACAUACUGCCCGUCAUGUUUUAUUCCUCCCAAUUUGCGCCUCAAUAAAUUCGAGCUCAAGAAUCCAAUUCCACCACUACGGGGCUCUAGCAAUUACCCGUACACCCGAAAUCGUGCCUAAUGACAGCCACCGCAUUCAUCCGUUACCUCAUUAAAGCUCCUUUCAACCGGUCGCGAACUGUCCGUUUGCUGCUGCUGACCCGAGAAGGGGGGGGCUGCCCCGAACCGAACCACACCGAAUGAAUGAAAAGCGCGGAAUGUCAAGUUGAAAGUUAUUGAAAGUUCGAGCGAGCUGCUGCUGCAGGUCGUGUCCUAUUCCUUCUGAGAAGGAUGCCGUUUGUAACUGGAUGAAUUUUCACAAUCACCAAACUCGUUUCGCAGACAGCAAAACGAGACCAAUACAUAUAGAGCGAAGGGGCUGAGGAAGACAGGUGGUGGUGGGUCGCAAAAUGGAUAUCUUACCAUUUAGUUUGCAACGAUGGUUGGGAUUAGCGGAAAAUUUGAAUAUCUCUCGCAAUGUGCAUCGCGUCGAUGGUUUCGCCUUUUUUCCAUCUCAAGAGGUUCGCUCGUUCUUCUGCUGCUAUGCCCGAGACACGGGCAUCUUCUCGACCAUCCUCAACAGAUUGUUCCUUCUCCUACUGAAUGUCACAACCCACUCCCUAACCCACCCUCACACACACCCAACGUACCGCCGACGGUUGUAAAUACUAGACUGUGUAGGUAUUAAUAAAUUAAUUUAAACCGAAAAUCGCGCACGAUGAGGACGCAUGGGGCAAUGUGCCCACGGACGGACAAAAAAGCCAUCGUUCGCCGGCAAGAGCUAUUCGUCCCUCAUUAACGGUGUUACAACUCCGUGUUGGUCUUGACGUGUCGGUGGCUUACAUCUGACCUGGUACGGGGGUUCGGUGCUAUCGCGAAAAGCGCGAAAGUAGUAUUAUUAUUAGGUCGGUUCGGUUCGAUGCACCGACCUGAAAAUCGCAUUCCCCCGAAAUGAAAUGCACACAUACAUACACACAGACACGAGACACACGGGUGUGAGGUUAAUUUACAAAAAGGCGAUCGAUCGCGCGACCCUGGUCCAACCUUUGGUUGGUGCCCGAGUUAAGAAAGCUCGUUAGUUAAACAAAAUUAAAGCGAAAAUGAACACAAACCAUGUCAUCAUCGUUGUCAGAAAACAAGGGCCAGCGAGGUGGAACGAAAUCGUCUCGGUUCUCGGUCGGUGGCCUGUGGAAUGUUGUGGUGUGGCGUUUGUGGACAUUGUUUGAUGUGGACCAUCAUCGGGCAAUAGGGGUGGGGGGCGUUUUGCUGAGCCCGGUAGUAUCAUUAAUGUGAUGUGUGUUUGUUGAAUAAAUCUACCAGAAACCAGGAACAAACAAACAGAAACUAAAAACACAUUUUAAGGAACGGACACACCGAACAGAUAGAGCUAAAAAAAAGAAGAAAAGAGAGAGAGAGAGAGAGAGAGAGAGAGAGAGAGAAUGAGACUCAAACGUUUGAAUGAUUGAAUGAAAUAAUUGACCGAAAAAUGGAAACUGUUAAAUGUAUAUCAAGCCAACCAAAACCAAAAGCGACGGCGACGGUUCGACGGUGAUGAGACGUUUUUCAAAGCUUGUGUAAAAAGAUCGUGGGCAGUGUGUGUGUGUGUAUUUGUCGGUGGAUUAAGUUUGCGAUUUGAGCGAAGAACAGGAAACAGAUUAACCACCCCUGAACAGAACAAAAAUCAUACACCCAAACAAACAAACAAAAAUAAUAAACCAACAGGAAACGUUCACCCGACCCGCAAAUGACUGUAUUUAAAUGUGAUUUCGAAGAAGGAUGAAUUAAUGUACGUAGAACAAAAAAGGGGCAUAGAUCACGCUACCAAAAAUGCGAUGCAUGCACGGGGGGGACUAAAUGGAGGGCUUUAAACAGUGCGAUGAAAAGGAAAUGUCAUGUAAAAUGGAGAGAGAGAGAAAGAGAGAUGAAAAAAAAAACAUUAAAGAGGGAUGAUUUUACUGAACUGCCUUGAAAUUUUACUAAAAAACGGCCUGAAUAUGGCGUAAAACGGUCCCAAAUUGCGGAAGUGGGGGAGUGGUGAGAGAAUAAAACCACAGAAAUUGUACGUUAAAGAAAAAGAAAAGAAAUACACUCAUCCCCAUCCCUCUCAACAGCGAGUAUAUUUAAAUGUAUUAAUAUGUAAUGUAAAACAUGCAUGCAAAACACACAGACACGAAACAUUAGGCUAAGUAUUAAUAAACCAGCGAACGGGAGCAGAUGAAGCGAGUAGCAAAAACGAUAAGUUGUUGGUGUUGUAAAAAUAACAUAAUAAACACAAUGCGAAAGUAAUGCAAAUAAACCAUAAAACAGUAGCGAAAAAAAUGAAAACAAUGAAACACAACACAUGAAAAUGAAAAAGAGAGAGAGAGAAGGAAGAGAGAAGAAACUAAUGCAUUUAGAAGCGAAAAGCACGAAAACGGUUGAAUAUGUGUGUUUGUGUGUGCGAUAAACAAGUCAAAACACUCGAAUGCAAACAAACUGUAAAAAAAAUCGACGGCAGAGCGAGAAAGUUAGCAGAACAGCAAUGGGAGAGAGAGUUCCAACAAACAAACAUAAACUAAUGAUGGAUCGUAAAAAUGGUCGGAUUUGUUUGGGAUGCGCGUCUCUUUGGUAUCCACUGCACGCCCCCCUCACACACACAAACACUAAAUCCAGCCGCACAUGUGUUUUGGAGUUUGAAGUUUGUUUUCCCUGUGUUUUCUGGGGGGGGGGGGAGGUUUUCCCAUACCCCGGUGGAAAGUACUGCGGACGGCUGCCGUGAUGCCUGUGGACACCGGUGUAAAACUUCAACGUUGUAUAAAGAGUUGAAGCGUGUGGGCCCCCAAAAGACGAAGUAUACGGGGUGCUGGAUCGGUAGUAGAUGGUGUGAAAGUAGGUGAAUAAGUCAUGCUGUCAUAACUUUAAAGCUGCCGGACUUGGUGGCAAUGGGAGGGACACACAACGACGGGGCCCGGGUGCGUUCAGAACAAGAAAGAGGAGAUUAGUAAUUUAUGGUAGUGGUAAGGUGGUGUAGAAUACAACAGCACUGCUGCGAGAAGAAUCGGUGGGUGUAUUUGUGUGUGUGUGUGUGUGGUAGUAAACUAAAGGAAUACGAACGUGGGAAAAAACACACGCACGGACCGGUGCAAGUGUCGUAUAAAUAUAUAAGUGGCGGAAAGAUGUAUGGGCGCGUGUGAAACUAAAACUAAACUGUAUCGAAACCAGAAAUUAAACGAUUAGGUUAGAACGAAGCGGAAGGGAAGGGUGAACCGAAGCAAGGAGAAAGGUGAUGGUGUUGUUGCAGCUAACAAACAGAAUCAGUCAAGAAAUCUCCAGUCCGUCGCGAUGUUCCGUCUCUGUAGGAAGCGGAAACGAACGUAAAUAUAAAUAUAUAUAUAUACACAUGAUCGAAGUAAUGUGCGUAUGGAGGAGUGUGUGUGAGUGUGUGUGCAUGUGUGAUAAGCACGAAUGAAAGGCCAUUGAAGGAAAAAGUGAAAAAAAGAUAAAAAUUGUUGUAUAAAGAUAAAAAACAGAAGAGGAAAACACUACAUGAAAGGAAGAGAAAACUGAACAAAUAACUAGUAGAGGAAAAUAAUGUAAAAGCAAACGAAAAACUAAUGAAAAACAAACGGUAGAAAAGGAGAAAAAGAGAGUUGAAAAAAAGGAGUAAAACAAGUGAAACAAAUAAGCGACUAACAGACACCGCAAAAACGCAUAUAUAAAAACAGAUACCGAAAACAUGCAAACAUGAAACGGAUACAAACAAAUUGUUGAUCCUUCCAAGCAAAACAAAAAAAAAGGAAAACAACUGAAGAAAAAACAAACAAACAGCUAACAACAGGCUCCCCCUUUCACAUAUUCCCCCCAUCAACUGCAGAUAGAACACAACAGAUCAGAGUGUACCGAAACAGCCGGAAAAAGGGAGGUAAGAGUAAUGAAAAUGAGUGCGGUUUGUUUUUGGGAAUCUGAUCUGCAAAACCAGCGCGACUGACAAGCGAACAAAUAUUGUAGCCAUUCCUUUUCGCCCCCCACAAACACACACACACAUACAGAGCAAUAGAAGCAGCAGCAACAAUACAUAAGUCAUAAAAAUGCAAUAGUUUACAGUGAAAGGAGCGUGCGUACGUGUACGCUCCGCCGGUAAUAUGAAUAAAAUCCACCCAAUCCCCAAAUUACAAACAAUACCAACAACGGGCAAGCAAAUAAACACAGUGGCCGAUUCGGAAUCGGAAUCUCUUACACAAACACAAACAAACAAUAGUUACAAAGCAAAGUAUACCGUGCACCGAUUGCAACAGCAGCAUUCUAUCACCCCCGUUUCUCCCAUUGCCCAUUGCGGGGCAAAUUUCUCCCCACCCAGCUAGAAACUACUACUCUGCAUCUGCUCUCAGCUCUUGCCAGAACUCGGCCAGCGAAAGCGAACGAUGGAAUGCAAAUAAACAUCGAAACAGUGAACGAAACGAACGAUUGGCGCACUAGCUGCUGGCGAGGACGGGAAAACUCACUGGUAGGGAAAAAUAAUGCAACAGUAUACAGAAAAAAAGCCAAUGUAUAAACAAAACGAGCGAAGGAAAAUAGCAACUCUGUGUAAAGAAAUAGAUAAUUAUGAAACUAACAAAGAGUGAAUGCAGCAAACAGGAACAGGAAAAAAUAAAACAAAAACCAAACGAAAAAAAGAAAAACGGAAAUGCAAAUAAAUCACAUGUAAAUUGAUGAAAGACACGAACAAUUGAUAUUAAAGCAGAGAAAAAAGGGAAAACAUAACACAAACAAAAAAACGAGCAGAGAGUGUGAGUGGCAGAUGAGAGUGAAAUGAAGUAAAAUGAAACUUACCCCAAAAACCCUCGUGUCCCGCGUGUCCCUAUGCAACAUCACUUACAACAUACCAACAGGAGAAGAGAAAAGAAAACUGGAAUGAUAAGAAAUAAUAUAACAAAACAAACAAACAAACAAACAAACAAAAAAAAAAACAACCCCAUUGUGAAAGAUUGUGAAAGGUCGUGAUGGAAGGAGUGAACAGAAAAAAACCUGCAGAAAUAAACAGUUUUAUCGUAAAAAAAAGUCAAAUAAAAAAUAA